UGCCUAACAACCAACAACCAACAACUAACAACACCAACAGCAGCAGCACCAGCACCAAGCCGAGCGCGCGAACACGAACACGAAGACUAGUCUCAAGUCUCCACUGGUCGUCAAAGACGACAUCGUCAGUGCUUCGGGAUCGAGCGCAGCCUCAGUAGCUUCAGCUCGAACCAGAGACGAAUUCGAAUUCUGUUUCAGUUCGUUUUUAGCGCGCGUGCGGUGCGGUUCUCUCUCUCACACUAAUUCAUUCACUCCAGUGGCUCUCAACAAAUCGAUCCAAGUGCUGAACAGCUGAACAGUGUGCGGAUCUGUGAGGUCUGCUGUUAUAGCCAUUCAACAGCAUCCAUAUCCAAAGCAAACAAAUUCAUUUGUUUUCCUAAAAUCUGCACCGUUUAAUUACAGUGAAAGUUUUCGUGAGGCGUGCGCAACGAAAUCAAAUAUCAAAAUUUUUGAAAUUUUACCCGUGAAAAUCAAAGGAAAAACCAAACCCAUACGCAGCGCGACGCGUGCAAAUCAUCGGCAGCAGCCAAGUGUUAAAAGAAAAGCGAUAAUAUUUCUUAAAUAUAACAACCAAAAUACCAAGUGCCUGUGCACAGCUCAGUGUGUGUCUGUGUGCGUGUGUGUGUGCGCCUAUACAGUGCCUGAGUGUGCAUCUCUCUCUGUGUGUGUGUGUGUGAGAGAGUGCUUGUGUGUGUAUUUAAGCGCUUUUGGCGGCUGUGCCGCAGCCAACACAAAAAGUCUUGAAACAAAUUGUUGCUGGCGUUGUGUUUCGUUGGCAGCUGUUGGCAGUAUGAACUGAUUUUGACCGAAAUUUGAUGAAGAAAAUGCAAAAAUGAACAUAUUUUUGCCACUAGUCACGUGGAUAGUGCUACUACUCUCGAGUACAGUACAUUCACAACACCAACAAAUACAACCCUUUAAGACAAAUCCAAACAAGCAUAGUCGAUUUCGAGGCGAAGUGUUCUUUCUAAAUCUCGAAGAUGGCUAUUUUGGCUGCCAAGUUAAUGAGUCCACAGACUAUUUGCAACUAUACGAUCUAUCGAAAAUCUGCGACGGCAAUCAAGACUGUUUUCUUGGUUCCGAUGAGCUGAGCAAAGAGCUCAAAUGCACAAAUGACUGUGAUAAGGAUGGCACACAGUGCACAAAUGGUGUUUGCCUGAAUGGCGUUUGCCAUUGCAAUGACGGCUUCGGCGGCUGCAAUUGCGUCGAUCCGGAUGAGAACGAAUGCAAGCAACGUCCAUGCGAUGUGUUUGCCCACUGCACAAACACAUUGGGCAGCUUCACGUGUACCUGCUUUCCGGGCUAUCGCGGCGAUGGCUUCCAUUGUGAAGACAUUGACGAAUGCCAAGAUCCGGCGAUAGCGUCGCGUUGCGUGGAGAAUGCCGAGUGCUGUAAUCUGCCGGCGCACUUCCUCUGCAAGUGCAAGGACGGUUACACGGGCGACGGCGAGGUGCUGUGCACGGACAUCGACGAGUGCAGCAAUCCGCUGGCCUGCGGUGCCCACGCCCAGUGCAUCAACACGCCCGGCAACCACACGUGCGUCUGCCCCGAGGGCUACGUGGGCAAUCCCUAUGACGGCUGCCAGGAUCUCGAUGAGUGCACAUAUCCGAAUGUGUGCGGACCCGGUGCCAUCUGUACGAAUCUCGAGGGCAGUUAUCGCUGCGACUGCCCGCCGGGAUACGAUGGCGACGGACGUGCCGCACAGGGCUGCGUCGAUCUGGACGAGUGCGCGCGCACUCCAUGCGGCCGCAACGCGGAUUGCCUGAACACCGAUGGCAGCUUCCGCUGCCUCUGCCCCGAUGGCUUCAGCGGUGAUCCCAUGCAUGGCUGCGAGGAUGUCGAUGAAUGCGCCAUUAACAAUCCAUGCGGUUUGGGUGCUCAAUGCGUGAACUUGGGCGGUAGCUUUCAAUGUCGUUGUCCACUGGGCUUUGUGCUUGAGCAUGAUAUGCACGCGGAGGCGCCGCUGCCGGCCACACCCACACUACAACUGGGCUAUGCCGAUGGCGAUACACUGGCCGAGCCGGCGGCCACGUCGGGCGCCGGCCUAGCUUGCCUGGACAUCGAUGAAUGCAAUCAGCCGGAUGGCGUGGCCAAGUGCGGCACCAAUGCCAAGUGCAUCAACUUUCCGGGCUCCUAUCGUUGCCUCUGUCCGAGCGGAUUCCAAGGACAGGGCUAUUUGCACUGCGAGAACAUCAACGAGUGCCAGGAUAAUCCGUGCGGUGAGAACGCCGUCUGCACAGACACCAUCGGCAGCUUCGUUUGCACGUGCAAACCGGACUACACCGGUGAUCCGUUCCGCGGCUGCGUUGAUAUCGAUGAGUGCGCCGCACUGGACAAACCGUGUGGACAACACGCGAUCUGCGAGAACGCCGUGCCGGGCUACAAUUGCAAGUGCCCGCAGGGCUACGACGGCAAACCCGAUCCGAAAGUGGCCUGCGAACAGGUCGACGUGAACAUUUUGUGCCGCACCAACUUCGACUGCACCAACAAUGCCGAGUGCAUAGAGAAUCAGUGCUUCUGCUUGGACGGAUUCGAGCCGAUUGGCUCCAGCUGCGUGGACAUCGACGAGUGCCGGACGCACGCCGAGGCCUGUGGCCCGCAUGCCCAGUGCUUGAAUACGCCGGGAUCGUAUCGAUGCGACUGCGAGGCCGGAUACGUGGGCAGCCCGCCGCGCAUGGCAUGCAAGCAGCCCUGCGAGGAUGUACGCUGCGGGGCGCAUGCCUACUGCAAGCCGGAUCAGAAUGAGGCGUACUGCGUCUGCGAGGAGGGCUGGACGUAUAAUCCGAGUGAUGUGGCAGCCGGGUGCGUGGAUAUCGAUGAGUGUGAUUUGUUGCACGGACCCUUCGGCAGCUGUGGACAGAAUGCCACCUGCACGAACUCACCUGGCGGCUACAGCUGCGCCUGUCCGCCGGGCUUCUCGGGUGAUCCGCACACCAAGUGCCAGGACGUCGAUGAGUGCCGAGCGGGAAAUAAGUGUGGCAUUGGCGCUGAGUGCGUCAACAUGGCAGGAGGCGGCUACACCUGCCGCUGCCCCGAUGGCACCCUGCCCGAUCCGGAUCCCGCGGUGCACUGUGCGCCCAUCGUCAGCUGCUCCAGCAACGAGCAGUGCCCCGGCAAUGCCAUCUGCGAUGAGACCAAGCGCUGCCUCUGCCCAGAGCCGAAUAUCGGCAACGAUUGCCGGCAUCCGUGCGAGGCGCGCGACUGCGGUGCCCAUGCCCAGUGCAUGCUGGCCAAUGGGCAGGCGCAGUGCCUCUGCGCGCCCGGCUACACGGGCAACGCUGCACUGCCAGGAGGCUGCAGUGACAUCGACGAGUGCCGCGCCAAUCCCUGCGCAGCCAAUGCCAUCUGCACCAACACUGCCGGCGGCUAUCUGUGCCAAUGCCCCGGAGGCUCCACGGGAGACGCCUAUACCGAGGGCUGUGCCACGCCCAAGAUUGCCGGCUGCUCCGAUGCCAAUCCGUGUGCGCCGGGAGAAAGCUGUGUUCAGGACGCGUUUACAGGCAGCAGUGUUUGCAUUUGUCGCCAGGGCUACGAGCGCAAUCCGGAGGGUGGCCAGUGUCAGGAUGUGGACGAGUGUGCCGCACAGCGUGCGAAGCCCGCGUGCGGCCUGAAUGCCCUGUGCAAGAAUCUGCCCGGCAGCUACGAGUGCCGCUGCCCGCAGGGCCAUACCGGAAAUCCGUUUGUCAUGUGCGAGAUCUGCAGCAGUCCCGAGUGCCAGUGCCAAGCGCCGUACAAGCUGCUCGGCAACAGCUGUGUGCUGGCCGGCUGCUCCACCGGGCAGCCCUGCCCCAGCGGGGCGGAGUGCAUCUCGAUAGCGGGCGGUGUCAGCUACUGCGCCUGCCCCAAGGGCUACCAGACACAGCCCGACGGCAGCUGUGUGGAUGUCAACGAGUGCGAGGAGCGUGGCGCCCAGCUGUGCGCCUACGGAGCUCUGUGCGUCAAUCAGAACGGCGGCUACAGCUGCCACUGCCCCGAGGGCUACCAGGGCGAUGCCUACAACGGACUCUGUGCGCCGGCCCAGCGCAAGUGCGCCGCGGACAAGGAGUGCGCCAGCAACGAGAAAUGCAUACAGCCGGGCGAGUGCGUCUGCCCGCCGCCCUACUUCCUGGAUCCGCAGGACAACAAUAAGUGCAAGAGUCCCUGCGAACGCUUCCCGUGCGGCAUCAAUGCCAAGUGCACGCCCUCCGAUCCGCCGCAGUGCAUGUGCGAGGUGGGCUUCAAGGGCGAUCCGCUGCUCGGGUGCACAGAUGAGGAUGAGUGCGCCCACCUGCCGUGCGCCUACGGCGCCUACUGUGUCAACAAGAAGGGCGGCUACCAGUGCGUCUGCCCCAAGGGCUUCACCGGGGAUCCGUACAAGAGCGGCUGCAUCCUAGAGGACAGCACCGUGCCCAGGAGCUCCUGUCUGAGCAACGAGGACUGUGCCAGCAACCUGGCCUGCCUGGACGGCAUCUGCGCCAGUCCCUGCGCCAGUCUGCUGUGCGGCUCGAAUGCCUACUGCGAGACGGAGCAGCACGCGGGCUGGUGUCGAUGCCGCGUGGGAUUCGUGAAGAACGCCGACGGCGACUGUGUGUCGCAGUGUCAGGAUGUCAUCUGCGGCGAGGGAGCGCUCUGCAUACCCACCAGCGAGGGACCCACCUGCAAGUGCCCGCAGGGCUACCUGGGUAAUCCGUUCCCGGGUGGCAGCUGCAGCACGGAUCAGUGCACGGCCUCCAGGCCCUGCGAUGAGCGCCAGAUUUGCAUCAAUGGACGCUGCAAGGAACGCUGCGACGGCGUCGUCUGUGGCAUCGGCGCCACCUGCGACAAGACCAACGGCAAAUGUGUCUGCGAACCGAACUUUGUGGGCAAUCCCGAUCUACUCUGCAUGCCGCCCAUCGAGGAAGCCAAAUGCUCGCCGCUUUGUGGGGAGAACGCUCACUGCGAAUACGGAAUAGGCCAGAGCCGCUGCGCCUGCAACCCGGGCACCUACGGCAAUCCGUACGAGGGCUGCGGCGCCCAGAAGAAGAACGUCUGCCAGCCGAACAGCUGUGGACCCAACGCCGAGUGCCGCGCUGCCGGCAACCAGAUCAGCUGCAUCUGCCCGCAGGGCUUCAGCGGCAAUCCGUACGUGGGCUGCCAGGACAUAGACGAGUGCGCAAACAAGCCGUGCGGCCUGAAUGCCGCGUGCCUUAACACGGCCGGAGGCUUUGAGUGCCUGUGCCUGUCCGGCCAUGCCGGCAACCCGUACAGCAGCUGCCAGCCCAUCGAGAGCCAAUUCUGCCAGGACGCCGGCCAGUGCCAGUGCAGCGAACGAGUCGAGUGCCCCGACGGCUACAGCUGUGAGAAGGGCCACUGCAAGAACCUAUGCUCGAAUACGGCGUGUGGACCGCGCGCCAUUUGUGAUGCGGGCAAAUGCCUCUGCCCGCUGGGCUACGUGGGCGAUGCGUACGACCUGAGCCAGGGCUGCAGCAUACGCGGGCAGUGCGGCAACGACGCCGACUGCCGCCACACGGAGAUCUGCUUCCAGCUGGGCAAGGGUCUGCGCAAGUGCGUCGAUGCCUGCACGAAGAUUCAGUGCGGCCCGAACGCGCUCUGUGUGGCCGACGACCAUCGGUCGCUGUGCAUCUGUGCCGAUGGCUACUUUGGCAAUCCGAGCAAUCUGCAAGUGGGCUGCCAGCCCGAGCGGAAGGUGCCCGACACCGAGAGCAAGUGCACCACCGACAAGGACUGCGAACGGGGCUUUGGCUGCCAGGCGGACGCGCUGGGCACACGGGAAUGCAUUCAUCUCUGCUCCAACGUUGUGUGUGGCCCGAAUGAGGUCUGCAAGAUCAAUCCAGCCGGCCAUGCCGUUUGCAAUUGCGCCGAAAGCUACGUCUGGAAUCCCGUUGUAUCCUCCUGCGAGAAGCCCUCACUGCCCGACUGCACCAGCGAUGAGAACUGCCCGGACGCUUCCGCCUGUCGACCCGACGUGCUCGGAGUGCUCAAGUGCGUUGCCAUUUGCGACGCCUUCACCUGCCCGGCCAACUCGGUGUGCGUUGCCCGCCACCAUCAAGGACGCUGCGACUGCCUCACUGGAUUUGUGGGCAAUCCCAACGACCGCAACGGCUGCCAGUUGGAGCGCAAGCACCAGUGCCGCAGCAAUGCCGAGUGCCCCGAGUCGGAGGCUUGCAUCAAGGAUGAGAGCACACAGUCGCUGAGCUGCCGCCCAGCCUGCGACAGCGUCAAGUGCGGCCCGCGUGCCGUGUGCAUUACGAACAAUCAUCAGGCGCAGUGCCAGUGUCCUCCGGGACCCUACGCCGGAGACCCGUACGAUCCGUUCAACGGCUGCAAGAGCGUGCCCUGCGUCUACAAUCACGACUGCCCCAGCAAUCAGAUGUGCAAUCGCAUGACCCACACCUGCUACGAUGUCUGCGACGAGGAGUCCUGCGGAGAGAACGCCAUUUGUCUGGCCGAGGAUCAUCGGGCCGUGUGCCAGUGUCCGCCCGGCUACCGCGGCAAUCCCCUGCCCGAGGUGGCCUGCGUCAAGCAAAGCGGCUGUGCGCCGGGCACCUGCCAUCCGACGGCCAUCUGCGAGAUCACGCCCGAUGGCGCCACCUGCAAGUGCCCGCCCCUGUUUGUGGGCGAGGCCGAGCCAAACACCCGUGGCUGCCGUCCCGACGGCCAGUGCCCCAACGGCGAUGCCGACUGCCCCGCGAACACCAUCUGCGCCGGCGGACGCUGCCUGAAUCCCUGCGACAAUGCCUGCGGAUCGAAUGCGGACUGUAAGGUGGUCAAUCGCAAGCCCGUCUGCAGCUGCCCGUUGCGCUUCCAGCCCAUCGGCGACUCGGCCAAGAAUGGAUGCGCACGCAGCGCCUCCAAGUGCCAGACGGACGUCGAUUGCGGCGGAGAGCUGUGCUACAAUGGCCAGUGCCGCGUGGCAUGCCGCAACGGUCAGGACUGCUCCGAGGGCGAGCGCUGCGUAGGCAAUGUCUGCGUGGUGGCCUGCCUGGAUCACAGCCAGUGCUCGAAGGGAUUGGCCUGCAUUGAGGGCCACUGCGCCAUCGGCUGUCGCAGCAACAAGGAGUGCAAGCAGGAGCAGUCCUGCAUCAGCAACAAGUGCGCCGAUCCCUGCCAAUCGACAACCAGCUGUGGCCCCAACGCCCUCUGCAGCAUUGCCCAGCAUCGCAGCCAGUGCAGCUGCCCGGAUGGCUUCGAGGGCAACCCUACGCCCGAGCAGGGCUGCGUGCGCGUGCCAGCCCCCUGCCUGGCCAGCAACCAGUGCCCCAGCGGACACAUGUGCAUCGGCAACCAGUGCAACCUGCCCUGCACCAAGACGUCCGCCUGCGCGGUGGGCGAGCGCUGCUACCAGCAGGUCUGCCGCAAGGUCUGCUACUCGAGCAACAACUGCCUGGCCGGCGAGAUUUGCAACAGCGAUCGCACCUGCCAGCCGGGCUGCGAGUCGGACGCGGAUUGCCCAGCGACCGAGCUGUGCUUGAAUGGCAAGUGCAAGUGCGCCAAUGGAUUCAUCGGCACCCCCUUCGGCUGCUCGGACAUCAACGAGUGCACGGAGCAGCCAUGCCACGCGAGUGCCAAGUGCGAGAAUGUGCCCGGCUCCUAUCGCUGUAUCUGCCCCGAGGGCACCGUCGGAGAUGGCUACACGCAGCAGGGCUGCGCCAAGCCCAGGGAGUGCAACAGGCACGAGGAUUGUGCGAAUAGUCUCUCCUGUAUCCACGGAAAGUGUACGGAUCCCUGUCUGCAUACCGUCUGUGGCGCGAAUGCGCUCUGCCAGGCCGAGGGCCAUGAGGCCACCUGCAGCUGCCCGGCUGGUUACCUGGGCGAUCCCAAUGACCCUGGCGUCGGCUGCUUCAAGGUGGAGUGCAUUGAUCACGUGGACUGCGCCAGCGAUCGCGCCUGCGAUCCGGAGACGAACCGUUGCAUCAAACCCUGCGACCUCACCAGCUGCGGCAAAGGCAGCUGCCAGGUGUCGGAUCAUAGGGCCAUAUGCGAGUGCUACGAGGGCUAUCAGCUGACCAAUGGAGUCUGUGUGGAUCUCAACGAGUGCCUGCAGCAGCCCUGCCACAGCACCGCCUUCUGCGACAAUCUGCCCGGCAGCUACCAGUGCAAGUGCCCCGAGGGACUCAUCGGGGAUCCGCUGCAGGCGGGAUGCCGCGAUCCCAGCGAAUGCCUCAGCGAUGCCGACUGCCCGCCGACGGCCAGCUGCCAGAAUUCGCGCUGCCGCAGUCCGUGCGAGCGCGAAAAUGCUUGCGGCCGGAAUGCCGACUGCCUGGCCCAGUCGCACAAGGCCAUCUGCAACUGUCCAGCCAACUCCCGGGGUGAUCCGCAAGUGGAGUGCGUGCACAUCGAGUGCGAGGAUAACGGAGACUGUGGAGCUGACAAGGCCUGCCUCGAUGCCAAGUGCAUUGAUCCCUGCUCGCUGCCGAAUGCCUGCGGCGCCCUGGCACGUUGCUCAGUCCAGAACCACAUCGGACUCUGCGCCUGCGAGUCGGGCAGCACCGGAGAUGCCAAACAGGGCUGCGUCCAACUGCAGUACUGCCAGCAGGACGCGCAGUGCCCGCAGGGCAGCAUCUGUGCCCACGGCAUCUGCAGUCCGCUGUGCAGCAGCAAUCGCGACUGCAUCGCGGAGCAGCUCUGCCUGCAGGGCGUCUGCCAGAGCACCUGCAAGUCGAACUCCACGUGCCCCCAGUUCCAGUUCUGCCAGAACAACAUCUGCGCCAAGGAGCUCGAGUGCAGCACCAACGGCGACUGCGGCGAGGACGAAACCUGCCUGGUGGAUGCCUACGGACGUGCGCGCUGCGAGCCCGUUUGCCUGGGCCGUGCCGCCUGCGGACGGAACGCCGAGUGCAUAGCGCGCUCCCACGCCCCCGACUGCGUCUGCAAGGAGGGCUUCAUCGGAGACGCUCGCUCGGGCUGCCGCAAGAUCGAGUGCACCACCGACGACGACUGCUCCAACGACAAGAGCUGCGACAACAACAUGUGCAAGAUUGCCUGCCUGAUCGGGCAGCCGUGCGGCGAGAACGCCCUCUGCACCACGGAGAAUCAUCGUCAGGUCUGCCAUUGCCAGCCCGGCUUCAGCGGCGAUCCGCGCGUGCGCUGCGACGUCAUCGACUUCUGCAAGGACGCGCCGUGCGGACCCGGCGCCCGUUGUCGCAACUCGCGUGGCUCCUACAAAUGCACCUGUCCGCUCGGUCUCAUCGGUGAUCCCUACAACGAGGGCUGCCGUAGCUCUGUCGAGUGCGACUCGCACGACGACUGUCCCCCGCAUGCUGCAUGUGUCAAGACCAAUGGUGUGCCCAAAUGUCAGGAUGUGUGCGCCCAGCUGCAAUGUGGCCCCAACGCGGAAUGUGUUCCGAAGGGUCACGUGGCGCACUGUGCGUGCCGCAAUGGCUACGACGGCCAACCCGCCGACCGGGUGGCCGGCUGCAAGCCACUGCCAAUGCCCUGCCAAAUCACUAGCGACUGCCCCACCAAUACCUACUGCUCAGAUAGCGUAUGUAAACCCGCCUGCCUGCUGGACACCGAGUGCACCUCCUCGGAGGUGUGCCAGGGCGGCCAGUGCUUUGAUCCCUGCCUGCAGCCGCUGGCAUGCGGCCAGAACGCCCAGUGCCAGAUGCUGAGCCAUGUGAAACAGUGCCAUUGCCCGGAGGGCUUCACCGGCGACGCGACCAAGGAGUGUGUGCGCGUGCCGGUCGCCUGCGACGGCGACUGUGCGCCUGGCUACACCUGCCGCGACUCCAUGUGCCUGCCCGUCUGUCACAGUGAUCUGGAGUGCGCCUCCAACGAGAAGUGCCUGCGCGGCAACUGCAUGCUGACCUGCCGCGUUGACAACGACUGCUUCCUGGGCCAUGUGUGCCUGCACAACAAAUGCGUUUUUGGAUGUCACGUGGAUGAUGAUUGCAGCGCUUCCGAGUCCUGCCGCAACGAUAAGUGCGUCAAUCCCUGUCUUGAGAGUCCCUGUGGACCCAAUGCUGCCUGCUCCGUGUCCAAUCAUCGCGCCAGCUGCAGUUGCCUGGACAACAUGGUGCCUAAUCCCACGGCCCAAGUCGGCUGCGUCCGAUCGCCGCCGCUGGAGUGCCACGAGAAUCGCGACUGCAGCAAUGGCUUGGCCUGCUUCGAGUCCGUCUGUCGUCCACUGUGUGCCGACGACGCCGGCUGCCUGACCAACGAGCGCUGCCAGCAGGGCGUCUGCAAGCCGCUCUGCCGCCACGACAACGAGUGUGCCAACGGAGAGGUGUGUCUGGGCCUCAACUGCGUCACGGGCUGCCGCUCCGACCAGGGCUGUCCCAGCCACUUGGCCUGCAUUGGACAGCAAUGCGUGGAUCCCUGCUCGGAGCCAACUGCCUGCGGCACCAACGCCCUCUGCCAGGCCGUCGAUCAUCGCAAGCAGUGCAGCUGCCCCGCGGGUCUCAGCGGCAAUGCCGACGUGGCCUGCAAGACUCCACGCAUCGCCUGCGCUCGCAACGAGGACUGCGGCUCGAACCAGCUCUGCUAUGCGGGCAGCUGCCAGGGCAAGUGCCGCAACGACCAGAACUGCCUGUCGGAUGAGCGCUGCAUGCGCGGCACCUGCCGCACCGUCUGCAACACGGACAGCGCCUGUGCCCAGGGCCAGAUUUGCGAGAAUCGCGUAUGCCAAACGGGCUGCCGCAACGACCUCAGCUGCGCCAACGACGAGGCCUGCAUCAACAAGAAAUGCCAGAAUCCCUGCCAGACGCCCGGCCAGUGUGGCCAGUGUGCCGACUGCUUGGUGAUCAAUCACGGCGUGCAGUGCCAGUGUCCGGCCUCCUACAUGGGCGACGGCCUCACGGGCUGCCAGCUGCCGCCGGUGCGCUGUCAUCCGGGCUGCGAGUGCGACGAAAGCGGCGCCUACUGUGCCGCCAAGUGCAGCCGCUCCGAGGACUGCGAGUGCGGACAGCAGUGCGCGCGGGGCAAGUGCCGCAAUAAGUGCGGACCCAAGCGCCAGUGUCCGCUGGGUCAGCUGUGCGAGCGCGGCGCCUGCAUUGCGGGCUGCAAAUCGAAUGGAGACUGUGCUGUCGACCAGAGCUGCCAGAAUGGCAAGUGCGUGGAUCCCUGUGCCGAUGAUCGCGCCUGUGGCCGGAAUGCCCUGUGCACGGUGUCGGAGCAUCGCAUGCUGUGCUACUGCCCCGACGGCUACGAGGGCGAGCCCAGCAAGGAGUGCGUCCAGUUCGAGUGCCGCGAGGACAGCGACUGUGAGACGAGCAAACGCUGCGAUCAGGGCAAAUGCCGGAAUCCGUGCCUCGAGUACGGCGCCUGCGGCACGAAUGCGCAGUGCCGGGUCAUCAAUCGCAAGGCCCAGUGCUCCUGCCCGCCGGACUUCUUUGGCAAUCCAGCCACCGCCUGCCAGCCCUUGGACGGCGGCUGCUCGAACAAUCCCUGCGGCGCCAACUCCAAGUGCAUCGAGCUGCCCGGCGGCUACGAAUGCGCCUGCAUGGAUGGCUGCAUGGGCGAUGCCCACAAGGGUUGCCUGUGCGAAGGGAACCUGGUGAAUGGCUGCCACGAGCAGCCGUGCGGCCUGAAUGCCGCCUGCCGUGUGCUCAGCAACAAUCAGGCCGAGUGCUACUGCCCCGAGGACUUCCCCAACGGCGAUGCCUAUGUGCAAUGUUAUUUGACGCCACCCCAGGAGGACUGCCGCACGCGUGGCUGCGAAUCCGGCAGCUGUGUGCGCUCGGGCUACGACUAUGUCUGCCAGCAGGACACCGAACAAUGCUACUCAGAUACGGAUUGUCCCAGUGAAAAAUCAUGCCUGCAAGGACACUGCACCGAUCCUUGUACAAUGCGUGGCGCGUGUGGCACAAAUGCGCUGUGUCAGACUGUGCUGCAUCGUCCGCGCUGCUCGUGUCCGAGCUGUCAUAUAGGUCGACCCGAGGUCGAAUGCAAACCGGAUCCGAAAUGUGUGUCCGAAGACACAGACCCCAAGACAAAGGAGCAAAUACCCUGCACAAACGAUGCCGAAUGCCCAGAAACAUUGCAGUGCGGCCAAUACGGCCAAUGCACAGAUCCAUGCAACAAUCCCCUAUUCAUUUGUGAGAGCAACAAAAAGUGCGAGACUCGCCGCCACCAGCCGGUUUGCAUAUGCAAAUCGGGCUUCAUAGUCAACGAGUACGGUGAGUUGACCUGUGCGCCGGAUAAGCGCGAAUGCUAUCGCGAUGACGACUGUGCCUCGAACAUGGCCUGCACGGAUGGCAAGUGUCGCAACCCGUGCAUCGUGCCGCUGGGCCGUGCCCCAAUCUGUGCCGAGAAUAAGUCGUGCGAGGUGCAGGACCACAAGCCCGUAUGCAUUUGCAUGCGAGACUGCCAGCCAUCGAUAUCGAUAUGUUUGCGUGAUGCUGGCUGUCCAGCGGGCUUGGCGUGUCGUAACUAUCAGUGCGUCGAUCCGUGCAAGUUUGCCACGUGCGCAUCCAACUCGCCAUGCAUUGUCGAGGAUCAUAAGCCGAUAUGUAAAUUCUGCCCAACUGGAUUUAUAGCCGAUGCCAAAUAUGGAUGUCAAAAAGAAAUUGGUUGUGCCUCGAGCGAUGAGUGCCCGACUCAACAGGCCUGCGUGAAUGCACUUUGUGUGGAUCCCUGCGCCUAUGAGAAUCCCUGCGGCCGCAGUGAGGAUUGUCGGGUUAUUGCCCAUCAACCAGUUUGUGCCAGCGUCUGCGAAUGCCAACGUAAAUCUGAUUGUCGGAAAGGUUUCGAGUGUGACGGAUGCAACUGUCGUGACACAACAGGACGCACACCUGGCUGCGAGCACUGCCCGCCAGGUGCAAAGUGUGAUCCCACAACUGGUGCCUGUAUUAAAGCUAAUGUAACAAUAACAACUAGUACUACCAUGAAAACCACAACGAUACCAACAACAACAUCCAUACAAACAACAACAACAGCUAACCCUAUCACUGGCGACGAUAUGUCGCCAAUCUCAAGCAAGGGUACCACCACUAGCACCACCACCACCACCACCACCACAACCACCAUCAUUACUAGCACAGAUAUAAGCACUAACAAGACAAGCACGAGUAAGCCCGACAUUGAAACAACGACCAUGAAAUCGGGUCACACGAAAGGCUAUCGGGAUGGUGAGAACAAUAUAACUGAUACGCCAACGCCAAGGCCGGUGUUCACAACGACCACACUGACCAGCAGAGAUAGUGGCAGGCGUACCACAACGCCAAAAAUGAAGACAACUCGACUGGAUACCUCAAACGAGAUCCCAGACACAACAACGAUGACCAGCACGACGCCUUGGCCGACGGAGCUACCAACUAGAGCGGGCACAACAACAGAAGUCUACGAUCUAAUCACAAUGCAAACAACAACUGCCUCUACUCCGCUGGGCAAUACAACAACUAUCACAGUUAUUAACCCAUGUACAAUAGAUACUAACUGUGCUCCUAAUGAGCACUGCAAACUGGGGCAAUGCACACUGAAAGAACCGUCAGGCACACCAAAAACACACGAACCAUGUCAAUCGAACAAUGAUUGCAUUGAAAGCGAAGCUUGCUAUAUGGGCUUGUGUCACGAUCCCUGCGAGUUUGCGAAGAUCUGUGCUGCCACGGCCAAGUGUACGGCAAAGAGUCAUCGACCCAUUUGCAGUUGCCCGCAAGGCCACGAGGGCAAUCCGAUGGUCAAGUGUGUGCCAACGCAAAAGUCAAUUGAAUGUACUCACAACUCAGAUUGCGGAAUCACAGAAGCCUGCAUCAAUGAGCGCUGCCAGCAUCCUUGCGAUGUGCAUAAUCCGUGUGCCCAAAAUGCGGUUUGUAUCAAUGCUAAUCAUGCAGCCGAUUGCAGCUGCCAGGAUGGCUAUCAGGGCAAUGGGCUGGUUGGUUGUCAGCCAGCACGCACCCACGUCUGCCAAUACAACGAGGAUUGUCCAUCAAAUAAGCUGUGCGACCGCCUUAACCGACGCUGCAUAAAUCCUUGCCAAGAGGAUUCGUGCGGAGAGAACGCUGAGUGUGUGCCGGUCAACCACGGCAUCAACUGUCGCUGCUUGCCCGGAUAUUUGGGCAAUGCAUACGUUCUUUGCCAGCAGUCCUUGGGCUGUCGUUCCGAUUCCGAGUGCGAUGCCAGUCAGGCGUGCAUCAAUGGCAAGUGCACAUCGCCUUGUCAAUGUGGUGCAUUUGCUCUGUGUGAUGUAAUUGACCAUCGAGGCGUAUGCAAGUGCCCACCUGGCUACAAUGGUAAUCCCGAGGUGGGCUGCAGUCCACCACAGAAUCCGUGCGAUCCCAACCCAUGUGGCCUGAAUGCUCAGUGUGAACUGGAUAAUGGAAAUCCAAUAUGCUUCUGCCCCAAGGGUCUUACUGGUAACCCCUUCAAGAAUUGCAUUCCUGAGGGAGAUGAGUGCACACCCAAUCCAUGUGGACCAAACUCUGGCUGCCGCCGGGUUAACGGUGCUCCCGUUUGCUUCUGCUUGCCCGAAUACGAAGGUCAACCUCCACAAAUACCUUGUGAGCUUCCAACAAAUCCAUGCGAGCCUUCGCCUUGUGGUCCCAACACGCAGUGCGCUGUUCUCAGCAACGGUUUCUCGAAGUGCACCUGCCUGCCCGGCUAUGUGGAGAGUCCCAACACUAUUCGUGGCUGCGUCGAGCCGAUCAAUCCUUGCGAACCUAAUCCUUGCGGCACUGGCGCCAUCUGUGACUCCUCGCGUCAGCCCGUCUGCUAUUGUCCGGAUAACAAGAUUGGAAAUCCCUUCAGAAUUUGCGAAAAGCCAGCCGUUUCUAUUGAGCUGUGCCAGCCGGGUCCGUGUGGCCGUAACGCUGACUGUUACGUGGCGGGCAAUCGCGAGGAGUGCUACUGCCGCUCUGGCUACGCUGGAGAUCCCUACCAGGGCUGUAUUGAAACAAGUCGAACUGUGUGCGAUCCCAAUCCCUGCGGACCCAAUGCUAACUGCGUUGUUGCUGGCGAUGGCCAAACUGCUUGCGUCUGUCCCGAGGGCCUGUCUGGCGAUCCAACAUCCCUUUUGGGAUGCCAUGGCUAUGAAUGUCAAGUGGAUGCUGAUUGCCCACAGAGCAAGGCCUGCAUGGGUUUCCGUUGCUACGAUCCUUGCCCCGGUGCAUGCGGCUACGGAGCCAAUUGCCGUGUGGAACAACAUCAUCCCGUUUGCUCGUGCAAUGCUGGCCUAACCGGUAAUCCUGGCGUGCGUUGCUUUGCUCUGGACCAGCCUAAGGGCAACCCUUGUGUGCCAAGUCCGUGUGGCCUGAACAGCGAAUGCAAAUUGCUAAAUAAUCGGGCUGUGUGCUCGUGCCUGCCCGGAUAUUUGGGUGAUCCUAAAUCUGGCUGCCAGCCAGAAUGCGACAUUAACUCCGAUUGCGGAGAAUCGCUCUCCUGUAUCAAUCACAAGUGUGUGGAUCCAUGUGCCGGCACCAUCUGCGGCAUCAAUGCCAUUUGCAACGUCCGUCAACAUACACCAGUGUGCCACUGCCUCGACGGAUACGCCGGAGAUGCGUUCCUACAGUGUGUGCCGAUAGGUAUCUUAAAGAAUAUCUCCCGUGAUCCAUGUGCCCCGUCACCUUGUGGACCAAGUGAUGUGUGCUCUGUAUAUGGCGAUGGAGUAGCACUGUGUGAUCCCUGCUUUGGGCCCAAUGCUCAGCAAAACCCGCGUUGCCGACCGGAGUGUGUUACCAAUUCGGACUGUCCAUUUGACCGCGCCUGUUUGGGACAACGCUGCUUGGAUCCCUGCCCCGGCUCGUGUGGACGUAACGCGAUUUGCAACGUCUACGAACACAACCCAAUAUGUACGUGCCCCGCUGGACUCUUUGGCAAUCCCUACGAACAAUGCGCACCACCCUCCCCAAUCGUACCAACUCCUACGGCUAGUUGUGCCAAGCUACAGUGCGGACCAAACGCCGAUUGCAAACGCCAAAGCGGAGGCUUGGCCUGCAUUUGUCGCAAGGGCUACUUUGGCAAUCCCUACAUCGGCUGUCGCCCCGAGUGCGUGCUCAACAGUGACUGUCCCGCGGAGAAGGCGUGCCUGAACUCCAAAUGCGUAGACGCUUGCUCGGGUGUUUGUGGCAUCAAUGCCGUGUGCCGCGUCGUCAACCAUGCACCGGUUUGUGUCUGCGCCGAUGGCUUUAGUGGCGAUGCCUUCCUGUCUUGCAGUCCCUAUUAUUUGCCGCCACCUACCGAAAGUCGCAAUCCGUGCGAGCCAUCUCCCUGCGGUCCCAACUCAAGAUGCUUGGCGUCCACAGAUGGCUAUGCCGCUUGCUCCUGUCUGCCCAACUUCAAGGGCGCACCGCCCGUCUGCCAGCCGGAGUGUGUGGUCAGCUCGGAGUGCGCUCCCAGCCAGGCGUGCAUCAAUCAACGCUGUGCAGAUCCCUGCCCUGGCACUUGCGGCAUCGGGGCACGCUGUGAGGUACUGAAUCACAAUCCGAUUUGCUCAUGUGAAUCGCAUUUCGAGGGUGAUCCGUUCGUGGCUUGCUCGCGUAUACCAGAACCGCCACCGGAUGGCAAAUCCCCACAAAAUCCUUGCGUGCCUUCGCCCUGCGGUCCCAACUCAAUCUGCCAAAUCAAACAGAAUCGACCGGUCUGCUCGUGCGUUGCCAACUAUAUAGGCAGUCCGCCAUAUUGCCGACCCGAGUGCACCUUGAGCAGUGAAUGUCCCGCAGACAAGGCAUGCAUACAGGAGAAAUGCCAGAGCCCGUGUGCCAACACUUGUGGCCACAAUGCCCGCUGCACGGUCGUUGCGCACUCAGCGCAUUGCAGCUGCGACACAGGAUACGAGGGCGAUGCCUUUGUGGGCUGCUCAAAGGUCAUAACACAGAAACCAGAUGAUCAUUAUAAUCCCUGCUAUCCGAAUCCCUGCGCCGAGAAUGCAGUGUGCACGCCCCAUAAUGGAGCCGCUCGCUGCAGCUGUAUUGAGCCCUACUUUGGGGACCCGUACAGCACUGGCUGCCGACCGGAAUGUAUCUAUAAUUCGGAAUGUCCCUCGUCAUUAGCUUGCAUUAAGCAGCACUGCCGUAAUCCUUGCACCGGCGCCUGUGGCCCUAAUGCCGAGUGCGCUGUGGUCAACCACCUGCCCACAUGCAGUUGUACGCGCGGCUUCGAGGGCGAUCCAUUCGUGGGCUGCAAGCGCACUCCUGUGGGACCAAUCAGCGUCUGUGAGCCCAAUCCGUGCGGACCGAACAGCAUAUGCCGCACAAUCGAGGGCCAUCCCACAUGCAGCUGCCAGGUUGGCUAUUUCGGUGCACCACCCACAUGCCGGCCCGAGUGCGUGGUCAGCUCUGAGUGUGCACAGAACUUGGCUUGCAUCAAUCAAAAGUGCGCCGAUCCAUGCAGUGGCACAUGCGGCUUCAAUGCCAAGUGCCAGGUGAACAAUCAUAAUCCAAUAUGUACCUGCCCCAAGGACUAUGUCGGAGAUCCAUUUGAGCAAUGUGUGCCCAAACCUGCUGAACGAAUACCGAUUGUGAAUCCCUGCCUUCCCAAUCCGUGUGGACCAAAUGCCUUGUGCCGCGACGUCAACAAUCGCGCCGAAUGCUCUUGCGCGCCGGGCAUGUUCGGAGCGCCGCCCAACUGUCGACCCGAGUGUGUUAUUAACCAGGACUGCCCUUCGAACAGAGCGUGCAUACGGCAACGCUGCGAAGAUCCUUGCGUUGGCACCUGUGGCUUCAACGCGCUCUGCACCACUCAGAACCACCAGCCCAAGUGCAGCUGCCUUGAUGGCUAUGAAGGCGAUCCGUACACGGGUUGCAACAUGCAUCAAAUUGUGGUACCCGAUGUACCCUCUGAUCCAUGCUAUCCAUCGCCAUGUGGUGCAAAUGCCGUUUGUCGCGAACGCAACGGUGCUGGCUCAUGCAGUUGCAUUCAGAAUUAUUUCGGAGAUCCAUACAUCAAUUGCCGACCCGAAUGCGUGCAGAAUAGUGAUUGUCCCGGUAGCAAAGCCUGUAUCAAUAUGAAGUGUCGCGAUCCCUGUGCGAAUGCCUGUGGCUUUAAUGCGAUUUGUCGCGUUGCUCACCAUCAGCCCGUGUGUAGUUGUGAGCCAGGCUUUACAGGCAAUCCCCUACGUGCCUGCGUGGAACGACCCACAAACAUGUACUUACCACUGCCCAAAGAUCCAUGCAGGCCCUCACCCUGUGGCCUCUUCAGUACAUGCCAAGUGGUUGGUAGCCGUCCAGUCUGCGCUUGUUUGCCCGACUAUAUGGGCAGCCCACCCAACUGCAAGCCCGAGUGCUUGACAAGUGCUGAGUGUGCCCCAGAUAGAGCCUGUGUCAAUCAGAGAUGCCGCGAUCCCUGCCCCGGUACAUGUGGCUACAAUGCGCGUUGUCGCACAACAAACCAUGCGCCCAUCUGUAGCUGCUUUGACGGUUAUACUGGGGAUCCAUUCCAUCAGUGCUUACCAGAGCAAAGUACGUCGCCCCCCAAACACUCCGUUAGAGAGCACCAAUUAAAAUGUUUCAAUCUUACCAUGCUUGUAGAGCCAAUAGUCGUACCUGAUCCUAUAAGACCCUCAAAUCCUUGCGUGCCAUCGCCCUGCGGUCCCAACUCACAGUGCCAAGUCUCAAGUACCGGUGCCGUCUGUGCCUGUCUCAACAAUUACAUAGGACGUCCGCCAGCUUGUCGUCCUGAGUGUACCAUUAACUCAGAGUGUCCGACGCGUAUGGCAUGCAUGAAUGCGCGAUGUGCCGAUCCAUGCAUUGGAUCCUGUGGCAAUAACGCCCUAUGUCAUGUCAGCUUCCAUGCGCCCGUGUGCAUGUGCCAGCCAGGCUACACUGGAGAUCCAUUCUCAGGCUGCUACAAGAUAAUAGAAAUACCUGUCGAAACCACACAACCCUGCCGACCCAACCCCUGUGGUCUAAAUGCCUUAUGCGAGGAACGUAACCGCGCCGCAGCAUGUAAAUGUUUGCCCGAAUACUUUGGGGACCCAUAUGUCGAGUGCCGACCCGAGUGUGUAAUCAACUCCGACUGCCCCAAAUCCCGCGCAUGCGUAAAUCAGAAGUGCGUCGAUCCAUGUCCGGGCAUGUGCGGACAUAGUGCCCAAUGCGCCGUAUUCAAUCAUGCGCCCAACUGUGAAUGCUUGCCGGGCUAUACAGGAAAUCCUAUCGUCGGUUGUCAUCUCGUUUCCGAUAUACCGCGCUAUCCCGAUCCCAUUGUGCCCGAAAAUCCAUGUCAGCCCUCACCAUGCGGUCUAUACAGCAUUUGUCGUGCAGUUAACGGGCAUGCCGUCUGCUCGUGUGUGCCAAACUAUGUGGGCGCACCACCCAACUGCCGGCCGGAAUGCAUGAGCAGUUCGGAAUGCAGUCAAGACAAAUCGUGCAUCAACGAGCGCUGCAAAGAUCCAUGCCCUGGUACAUGCGGCCACAAUGCUUUAUGCCGCGUCGUCAAUCACAAUCCCAUUUGCUCCUGCAGUCCUGGCUACAGUGGCGAUCCGUUCGUACGCUGCCUACCUCAAGAAAAACGACCUAUUGUAAGUGAUCGCAUCGAUCCGUGUGUGCCCUCGCCAUGCGGACCCAACUCGCAGUGCAGGGUGUCGGCUAAUGAGCAACCGGUGUGCUCAUGCUUGCAACAUUAUGUGGGUAGGGCGCCAAAUUGCCGGCCAGAGUGCACGUCAAACUCCGAGUGCGCUGGCAACUUGGCUUGCAUCAAUUUGCGCUGUCAGAAUCCAUGUGUGGGCACCUGUGGCAUUCAGACCACAUGCCUUGUAAAUAAUCAUAGACCAAUUUGCCGUUGCCUUGAAGGCUAUGUUGGCGAUCCAUUCUCUGAGUGUAGUCCACAAAUUAUUGUGCCGCCGGAAAUUGCGGAACCCUGCAAUCCCAGUCCGUGUGGUGCCAACGCUGUUUGCAAGGAACGCAACGGCGUCGGCUCCUGCACGUGUCUGCCCGAUUACAGUGGCGAUCCGUACACUGAAUGCCGUCCAGAAUGUGUACUCAAUAGCGACUGUUCCAAGAACCGCGCCUGCCUCAAUAACAAGUGCAGAGAUCCCUGUCCAGGAGUUUGCGGUGUUGCCGCUGAAUGUCACGUCAUCAAUCAUUCGCCCAGUUGCAGUUGUCCAGCCGGUUAUACGGGCAAUCCGUCACAGUAUUGCCGUGAAAUACCCAAAUUGGCACCGCCUGUCCAACCAUGUCAGCCAUCGCCAUGCGGCCCCUAUAGCCAGUGCCGCGAGGUGAAUGGACAUGCCGUCUGUUCGUGCAUUGCCAAUUAUAUUGGUGCACCGCCCGCCUGUCGUCCCGAGUGCUCGGUUAGCUCCGAGUGCGCGCAAGAUAAGGCGUGCGUGAAUUUGCGCUGUGUAGAUCCAUGUCCAGGCACCUGCGGUAAUGAGGCCGUGUGCAAGGUGACCAAUCACAAUCCCAUUUGCUCAUGCCCAGCUGGCUAUAGUGGUGAUCCGUUUGUGCGUUGCACACCGUGGCAACUGGAGCCCGAAACUCCAAAGUCCAACGAGAAUCCAUGCGUGCCCAGCCCUUGCGGUCCCAACUCACAGUGCCGCGUGGUUGGAGAGACGGGUGUCUGCUCCUGUUUGCCAAACUAUAUUGGACGUGCGCCAAAUUGUCGUCCAGAAUGUACGCGAAAUUCUGAAUGCGCUGGUAAUCUGGCUUGUAUUAACGAGCGCUGCAAGGAUCCCUGUCCCGGCUCGUGCGGUUUCAAUGCUUUCUGCAAUGUUGUAAAUCACUCACCUGUUUGCACCUGUGAGAGCGGCUACUCGGGCGAUCCGUUUGCUGGCUGCAAUCCGCAACCUAUUACCGUGCCCGACGAACGCUUAACACCUUGUGUGCCCUCGCCCUGCGGCCCCAAUGCAGAGUGCCGUGAACGCAAUGGCGCCGGCUCCUGUACAUGCUUGCCAGAAUAUUUUGGUGAUCCGUACAGCGGCUGCCGUCCAGAGUGUGUGGUGAACAGUGAUUGCCCACGCGACAGAUCUUGCAUCAACCAGAAAUGCGUGGACCCUUGUCCAGGUGUUUGUGGCUUGAAUGCAGAAUGCCGCGUGUCCAAUCACUUGCCCAGCUGCUUCUGUCUGGCCGGCUACACUGGAAACCCGUCAAGCGCUUGCCGUGAAAUAAUCGAAUUGCCUGAACCACCCAAAGUCAAUGAUAAUCCCUGUGUGCCUUCCCCUUGCGGUACAUACAGUCAAUGUCGGGAAAUAAACAACCAUGCCGUGUGCUCGUGCCAGCCCGGCAUGAUUGGCUCAGCGCCUAAUUGCAGGCCUGAGUGCAUAGUUAGCUCAGACUGCGCCCAAGAUCUCACUUGUCAGAAUCAGAAGUGUGUGGAUCCAUGCCCAGGCACUUGCGGCAUUGAAGCUCGUUGCCAGGUCAUUAAUCACUACCCUGCAUGUUCCUGUGCCCCAGGCUACACUGGAGAUCCUUUCAAUCGAUGCACUCGAAUUAUAUUGGAGGAAACACCCAAAGAACCUGGUAAUCCCUGUGUGCCCUCGCCCUGCGGACCCAACUCGAAAUGCGUCGAUAUACGCGGUUCGCCUGCAUGCUCCUGCCUGCCCGAUUAUCUCGGCCGGCCACCCAACUGCCGACCCGAAUGCAUGACUAGUCCCGAUUGUCCAGCCAACUUGGCAUGUGUUAACCAGCGCUGUGCAAACCCAUGUAUCGGUGCAUGCGGCAUACACUCGCAGUGUACUGUUAUUAAGCAUAAUCCGAACUGUCAAUGCGAGCCUGGUUACACCGGAGAUCCUUUCUCCGGCUGUGCCAUUAUACACCAAAUCACGCCAACGGAAGCCUCACGCAAUCCCUGUAAUCCAAGCCCAUGCGGCGCCAAUGCCGUAUGUCGUGAACGCAACAACGCCGGUUCGUGUUCCUGCCUGCCCGAGUACUUUGGUGAUCCGUACAGCGGUUGUCGUCCGGAAUGCGUGCAAAAUCCCGAUUGCGAUCGUUCACGCGCAUGCAUUAACAACAAGUGUCAGGAUCCAUGUCCGGGUGCAUGCGGCAUCAAUGCCGAGUGCCGUGUAUUGAAUCACGCGCCCAACUGUAUGUGCUUUGAUGGAUACACUGGGGAUCCGCAUCACUCUUGUUCGAUAAUUGAAGUCGUUACCCGUCGUCCCGAAAAUCCAUGCCAGCCCUCACCAUGUGGACCCAAUAGCCAGUGUCACGAUACCAACAGCCAUGCGGUCUGCAGCUGCCUGGAAGGGUAUAUUGGAGCACCACCGAGCUGCAAGCCUGAAUGUGUGGUCAGCUCAGAGUGUGCACAGAAUCGUGCAUGCAUCAACCAGAAGUGCGCUGAUCCGUGCCGCGGAGCUUGCGGAGACAAUGCCAAAUGCCAAGUGGUUAACCACAAUCCCAUCUGUAGCUGUGUACCAGGCAUGACGGGUGAUCCUAUCUCCGGAUGUGUACCAGAUGUGGGCAAGAGCACAGAAAAUCCAUGCGUGCCCUCACCUUGUGGACCGAACUCGAUUUGCCGUGAAAUUGGACAACAAGCUGCCUGCUCAUGUCGGGCCAACUAUAUUGGACGUCCGCCCAGCUGUCGGCCAGAGUGCACCACCAACGACGAAUGCCAAAAUCAUCUGUCCUGCCAACAGGAGCGCUGCGUUGAUCCUUGCCCUGGCUCAUGCGGCAGCAAUGCCAUUUGCCAGGUGGUUCAACACAAUGCAGUUUGCUCCUGUGCCGAUGGCUAUGAGGGCGAUCCGCUAUUCGGCUGUCAGCUCAUACCACCAGUAUUACCCACGCAACCACCAUCAUCACCGUGCGAGCCUUCGCCCUGUGGUCCACACGCCGAGUGCCGUGAACGCAACGGUGCCGGUGCAUGCUACUGCCACGACGGCUUCGAGGGAAAUCCCUACGAUGCGCAGCGAGGCUGCCGUCGCGAAUGUGAGACGAACGAUGAGUGCAGCCCAGCACAGGCAUGCGUGCGCUUCAAGUGCAUUGACCCAUGCGCAAAUAUGUGCGGUGAAUUUGCGAUCUGUACGGUAGACAACCAUGUGCCCACCUGUGUUUGCCCGGACGGCUACAGCGGUGAUCCAUUCUUUAGCUGCCGACCUGUACCGGUUACACCACCGCCACCUAUAAAUCCGUGUGUGCCAUCGCCUUGCGGCCCCAACAGCAAUUGCCGCAGCAUGAACAACCAAGCUGUGUGCUCUUGUCAAUCAGGAUUCGUCAACCAACCGCCAAACUGCCGUCCCGAGUGUGUUGUCAGCGCGGAGUGCGCCCCAGAGCGUGCUUGCGUCAACAACAAGUGCGUGGAUCCCUGCCUGCACACGUGUGGCAUUCGUGCUAUCUGCAGCACCAAGAAUCACAGUCCGAUUUGCACCUGCCCACGCGGAAUGACUGGCGAUCCGUUCGUACAAUGUACCAAAAUACCGAUUACAAACGACGUAACCACGCCCGAACCACCUGCACCAUCCUGCGUACCCUCGCCUUGUGGCCCUAAUGCGAAAUGUCAAAUUGUGGGUGGCAGUCCAGCAUGCUCUUGCCUGCCCGACUUUAUUGGCGCACCCCCACGUUGCCGACCUCAGUGCGUUUUGAACUCAGAGUGUGGCCCCACGGAGGCGUGCAUCAAUCAAAAGUGUCGCGAUCCCUGCCCUGGCUCGUGCGGUUUUGAGGCCAAGUGCCAUGUGCUUAACCAUCUGCCAAUAUGUAACUGCAUCGAUGGCUUCACUGGCGAUCCAUUUGUACGCUGCAGCAAGCUGCCAGAGGAAAAGGUGGUCUCACGACCCGAUGAUCCAUGCAGUCCCAGUCCCUGCGGACCCAAUGCUGACUGCUUUGCCGGUGAAUGCCGCUGUCAGAACAACUAUCAAGGUAAUCCCUACGAGGGCUGUCGUCCGGAAUGCACACUGUCUGCGGACUGUUCACGGGAUAAGGCUUGCAUGCGCAACAAGUGUGUGGAUCCCUGUCCAGGAACAUGUGGAAAUAAUGCCAUUUGCGAAGUUAUGAAUCACAUACCCGUCUGUUCCUGCCAGCAAGGCUAUGAGGGUGAUCCGUUCACUAAUUGCCGACCAAAACCAAUAGAACCUGUGGAAACACCCAAACCCUGCUCACCCUCGCCAUGCGGUGCCAACAGCCAAUGUCGCGAUAUUAAUGGACACGCGGUAUGCUCCUGCCUGGAAGGCUUCAUUGGAGCGCCACCACAAUGUCGACCAGAGUGUGUCGUUUCCAGCGAGUGCUCAGCAGUUCAAGCGUGCGUCAACAAAAAGUGCGUAGAUCCCUGUGCUGGUGCAUGUGGCUUUGAAGCGCGCUGUGAGGUUAUCAAUCACAGUCCCAUAUGCGGCUGUCCUCCAGGCACAACUGGAGAUCCAUUCAAGGGCUGCACCGAAAUACCCAUGCAGAAGGAUGUUGAUCAAAAGCCGCCGCCCAGCGAUCCAUGCGUGCCAUCGCCCUGUGGACCCAACUCCAUAUGCAAAGCUGAUAACAAGGGACCUGUUUGCCAAUGUCUGCCAGAGUACUUUGGAGCUCCGCCCAACUGCCGAGUCGAAUGUAUCAUUAAUCCAGAUUGUCCCUCGACACAGGCAUGCAUAAAUAACAAGUGUCGCGAUCCCUGUCCCGGAUCGUGUGGCACGAACUCCGAAUGCCGCGUUAUUGGCCACUCUGUUUCAUGCUCAUGUCCGCCCGGAUAUGCUGGCAAUGCUUUCGUACAGUGCGUGCAGCAGCGUGAAGAGCAACCGAAGCCAUGCGAGCCCUCCCCAUGUGGCGCCAACGCUGAAUGCAUUGAACGCAAUGGAGCCGCCGCUUGCAAAUGCAUUGACGAAUAUCAGGGCAAUCCCUACGAAGGCUGUCGACCAGAGUGCGUGCUCAGCUCGGACUGCUCCACGGAUAAGGCUUGCAUAAGGAACAAAUGUCAGGAUCCUUGCCCGGGUAUCUGUGGCUCCAAUGCUCAAUGCUAUGCUAUCAAUCAUGUGCCCAACUGCGUUUGCAACGACGGAUAUACGGGCGAUCCGUUCUCCAACUGCCGUCGUGUUGAAGUAACUCCACCGCCAACUGUGGCCGAUCCAUGCAGCCCGUCGCCUUGUGGCCCUAACAGCAAGUGCCGCCUUGCCAAUGGCCUGGCUGUAUGCUCUUGUCUGGAUACCUUUGUUGGUGCACCGCCCAACUGCAAGCCGGAGUGUACGGUGAAUGCUGAAUGCCCACAGAACAAGGCGUGUCAUAAGUUCCGCUGCGCAAAUCCAUGCGCCGGCACUUGCGGCAUUGAUGCCAAGUGCGAGGUCAUCAAUCACAAUCCCAUAUGUAGUUGCCCCAUCGACAUGACAGGCGAUCCGUUUGCGCGCUGCUAUCCAGCACCGGAAGUUGCUGAGCCAAAGGACGCCCCCAAGAACCCUUGCCAGCCCUCGCCUUGCGGCCUUUAUUCCGAGUGCCGUGUGCGUGGUGAUCAGGCAUCCUGCUCUUGCUUGCCAAACUAUAUUGGAGCACCGCCCAAUUGCCGCUCCGAGUGUGUUGUCAACACUGAUUGUGCCUCUGAUCGUGCUUGUAUUGCAGAGAAGUGCCGCAAUCCCUGUGAAGGAUCUUGCGGUAUUAACUCCGAGUGCCGUGUUCAAAAUCACCUGGCUAUAUGUACGUGCCGCGGCAGCUUUACCGGCGAUCCGUUUGUGCAAUGUGUCGAGGUUGUUGAAAAGACAACGCAGCCACCUCCCACAUCACUGGAUCCGUGUGAUCUCCAACCAUGCGGUGCCAAUGCCGAAUGCAAUAACGGAAUCUGUACCUGCCUAGCUGAAUAUCAGGGUGAUCCCUACACCGGCUGCCGUCCAGAGUGCACGCUUAGCACAGAUUGCUCGCCAAAUAAGGCUUGCCUGAACAAGAAGUGUGUCGAUCCUUGCCCCGGAACCUGUGGACAGAAUGCACAAUGUGAUGUCUCAAAUCAUAUACCUAUCUGCAGCUGCCUGCAAGGCUACACGGGUGAUCCGUUUGUCCAUUGCCGUCAGGAGACGCCGGUGCCCAAAGAUCCUUGCCAACCAAACCCAUGUGGACCCAAUAGCUUAUGCCACGUCUCUGCUCAGGGUGCUGUUUGUGCCUGCCAGCCAGGCAUGUUGGGCUCACCACCUGCUUGCAAGCCCGAGUGCAUUGUCAGCUCAGAGUGUUCCCUGCAAACGGCCUGCAUACAAAAGAAAUGUUUCGAUCCUUGCCCAGGAGCUUGCGGUCAGUUCGCUCGCUGCCAAGUGAUCAAUCACAAUCCGUCUUGCUCAUGCAACACUGGUUAUACGGGUGAUCCGUUCACACGCUGCUAUCAGGAAGAACGUAAGCCCCCACCAGAGGCUCCCAGCCAUCCUUGCGUGCCAUCACCAUGUGGACCGAAUUCAGAGUGCAAAGAACUUAACGGAAAUCCAGCCUGUUCGUGUGCGGCAACAUUUAUCGGCACACCACCCAACUGUCGACCCGAGUGCACCAUUAAUCCGGAAUGUUCGCCAACUAAAGCUUGCAUACGUCAGAAGUGCGCCGAUCCUUGCGUGGGCGCCUGCGGCUUCAAUGCCCGCUGCAUCGUGGCCAAUCAUCAACCCAUCUGCACAUGUGAUGUGGGCUAUACAGGAGAUCCUUUCACCGGCUGUCAACAGGAACAAGAUAAAAUAGUCAAUGAACAGAUCACACCAUGUGAACCAAAUCCCUGUGGAUCAAACGCCGUUUGCCGUGAGCACAAUGGCAUUGGCGCUUGCCAGUGCCUGCCCGAUUACUUUGGCGAUCCGUACCAGUCGUGUCGACCGGAAUGCGUACGUAAUUCCGACUGUCCAUCGAACAAGGCAUGUCAGCAGCAAAAGUGUCGCGAUCCCUGCCCUGGCACAUGUGGUACAAAUGCCGAUUGCCGCGUAACGGCACAUCUACCCACGUGCACGUGCCGCAGCGGCUACACCGGUGAUCCGUAUCGUUACUGUCAUGUGGAACCCGCUCAACCUAUACGGCAAGCCGAACCCACUCAACCUUGCCGACCCUCACCUUGUGGCCCCAAUUCCCAGUGCCGCGAGCUUAACGGCCAAGCGGUUUGCUCCUGUCUUGAACUGUACAUCGGUCUGCCACCCAACUGUCGACCCGAGUGUGUAUUGAGUACCGAAUGUCCCACUGAUAAAGCAUGCAUAAGUCAACGUUGUCAGGAUCCUUGCCCGGGCACCUGCGGCAUUAAUGCCGAGUGCCGUGUGCGUAAUCAUAGUCCACUUUGUCAGUGUCGUCGCGGUUUUACGGGCGACGCCUUUACACGUUGCUAUGCCAUGCCACCACCCGCACCUGUCAUUGAACGUGUUGAACGCGAUCCUUGUGUACCCACACCCUGUGGGCUCAAUAGUCAGUGUCGCAAUGUGCAAGGAGUUCCAUCUUGCACUUGUCUACCGGAAUAUAUAGGCACGCCGCCAAAUUGCCGACCCGAAUGCACUAUCAGUGCAGAGUGUGCCUCGAAUAUGGCGUGUAUUCGAGAAAAGUGUAUAGACCCAUGUCCCGGCUCUUGCGGCUAUGCUGCGGAAUGUAAUGUUGUCAAUCACACACCCAUAUGUACUUGUCCAACAGGUUAUACAGGUGAUCCGUUUAGCAGCUGUCGUCUGGCUCCACCAGAGCCUGUAUUAAACGAAUACGUUGAUCGCUGUCAACCAACACCGUGUGGUCCUAAUGCUCAAUGCAGAGACGGUGUAUGCACAUGUUUGCCCGAGUUCCAUGGGGAUCCCUAUGCGGGUUGUCGUCCAGAAUGUGUCCUCAAUUCCGACUGCCCGCGCGAUAAGGCUUGUCUGCGCAGCAAAUGUCUCAAUCCGUGCCCGGGCACUUGUGGCGAGAACGCUAUUUGCGAUGUAAUCAAUCAUAUACCCAUGUGUAGAUGCCCCGAUGGCACCGCAGGCAGCGCCUUUAUACGCUGUACACCCGUGCCGAAAAUUGUUGUGGACACUAAUCCUUGCCUACCAUCGCCUUGUGGUCCAAAUUCUCAGUGCCGCGAAGUCAACCAGCAGGCUGUAUGUUCUUGUUUGCCAACCUUCAUUGGCGCUCCACCCACGUGUAGACCAGAAUGUACUUCCAAUGCCGAGUGUGCACCCACUCAAGCGUGCCUCAAUCAGCGUUGUGGUGAUCCAUGUCCUGGUACUUGUGGUGUGGGCGCCGAUUGUGCGGUUGUCAAUCACAGUCCCUUCUGCACCUGCCCCACGCGCUUCACUGGAAAUCCCUUUAUACGUUGUCAGCCACAAAUCGAACCUCUGCGCGAUAUUCAGCCAAUCGAUCCUUGCCGGCCGUCCCCCUGCGGCCCCUACGCGCAAUGUCGACCUAUUGGAGAAGCACCAGCUUGUUCCUGUCUUGAAACAUAUAUAGGACGUCCACCAAACUGCCGACCGGAGUGUGUUACCAGCUCAGAUUGCAACAGCCAACUGGCUUGUAUUAACCAAAAAUGUGUUGAUCCAUGCCCAGGCCGCUGUGGCCUGAAUGCUGACUGCCUCGUCGUCAGUCAUGUGGUACAAUGCAUCUGCCAGCAAGGCUUCACUGGUGACCCAUUUGUCCAAUGCAGUCCAGAAAUCGAACGUGAUAUCGAAGUCCGUACGCCAUGCAGCCCAAGCCCAUGUGGGGCGAAUGCUAUUUGUCGCGAACGAGACGGAGCUGGAUCUUGUCAAUGUCUACCUGAAUACUUUGGCAAUCCCUACGAUGGUUGUCGUCCCGAGUGUGUUCUUGAUUCCGAUUGUCCAUCGAAUCGUGCCUGCCAACAGCAAAAAUGUCAGGAUCCGUGCCCUGGCACCUGUGGUCGAAAUGCCAAUUGUCAAGUAGUCAAUCACCUACCAUCCUGUAAUUGUCUACCUGGAUACAUUGGCGAUCCGUAUCGUCUUUGUACGCGUCCUGUGGAACCUAUACGCAAUGAAUACACUAAUCCAUGUGAGCCCACGCCGUGUGGUCCCAACUCGCAGUGUCGCGUUACCAAUGAACAGGCCGUCUGUUCUUGUCUACCCCAGUUCAUUGGCGCGCCACCAGCCUGUCGACCUGAGUGCACCAUCUCAUCGGAAUGUGCUGCAGACAAGGCCUGUCUAAAUCAGAAAUGUGUCAAUCCCUGCGUGGCCAACACCUGUGGCAACAAUGCAAUUUGUCGAGUACGCAACCACAGUCCAAUCUGCAGUUGCAUCAGUGGAUUCACUGGUGAUGCCUUUACCCAAUGCUUCCCUAUACCACCCCGGCCAAUAGAGGUGCAACCAGAGCCGUUACGCGAUCCCUGCGUGCCCACACCCUGUGGUCCACACUCUGAAUGUCGCAACAUUAAUGGAGUUCCAGCGUGCUCCUGCUUAGCUACGUUUGUUGGUCAGGCACCCAACUGUCGUCCAGAGUGCACCAUUAAUUCCGAAUGUCCCAGUCAGCAGGCAUGCAUUAAUCAGAAAUGCCGCGAUCCCUGUCCAGGCGCCUGUGGAUUAAAUGCAAUUUGUAGUGUUAUAAACCAUACACCGCUGUGUGCUUGCAUUGACGGCUAUAUUGGUAAUCCGUUUACGAACUGCAAUCCAAAGCCACCGCAACCACCUACACCUCCUGUCAGGGACGAUCCUUGCAAUCCAUCGCCAUGUGGUGCCAAUGCACAAUGUAAUGAUGGUAAAUGUACCUGCAUAGCCGAAUACCAGGGCGAUCCAUAUGUUGGCUGUCGCCCAGAGUGUGUUCUCAACACAGACUGCCCACAGAACCGUGCAUGCAUUCGUAAUAAAUGCAUCGAUCCUUGUCCCGGCACCUGUGGAGUGAAUGCAGUUUGUGAGGUGACAAAUCAUGUGCCCAUCUGUCGGUGCCCCGAUCAAAUGUCGGGAAAUGCAUUCUUUGAAUGCCGCUCAGUGCCAGCACCUCCGCCACAGAAUCCCUGCCAACCAUCACCUUGUGGACCUAAUAGCCAAUGUCGCGUUGUGCAGGAAACCGCCGUCUGCUCUUGUCUGAUUGAUUAUGUAGGCAGUCCACCGCAAUGUCGUCCCGAAUGUGUUACAAAUUCAGAUUGUGCAGCCAAUCAAGCAUGCCAGAAUAUGAAGUGCCGCGAUCCUUGCCCCGGCACUUGCGGCUUCAAUGCUCUAUGCAAUGUGGUGAACCACAGUCCUUUCUGCAGUUGUCCCGCAGGCAUGUCAGGCAAUCCUUUCGUGCGCUGUGAACAGAUUAUAGUUCCCCAACGUGAUGUCACACCUCAAAAUCCAUGUCAACCCUCGCCAUGUGGCCCCAACUCUGAGUGUCGUGUCUCAGGUGAUUCGCCAUCCUGUUCUUGUUUGCCUGAAUUUUUGGGGUCUCCGCCGAACUGCCGACCAGAAUGCAUAUCUAACUCAGAGUGUGCUACCAACCAGGCGUGUGUUAAUCAGAAAUGCGUGGAUCCAUGUCCAGGACUAUGUGGGCUCAAUGCGAACUGUCGCACUUUCAGCCAUACAGCCAUGUGCCUUUGUGAUAGCGGAUUCACUGGAGAUCCCUUUGCCCAGUGCAGCCCCAUAAGAGAAACACAGAUCGAACGGAUACAGCCAUGCAACCCAAGUCCGUGCGGCGUCAAUGCGAAGUGUGAAGAACGUGGCGGAGCUGGCUCAUGCCAGUGUCUUCCUGAAUACUUUGGCAAUCCUUACGAGGGCUGCCGGCCGGAGUGCGUAACCAACUCAGAUUGUCCUUCGAAUAGAGCUUGUCAGCAGCAGAAAUGCCGCGAUCCCUGCCCUGGCACAUGUGGACAGAACGCCGAAUGCCAAGUUAUUAAUCACUUGGCCACAUGCAAUUGUCUGAAUGGCUACACUGGAGAUCCGUACAGCAUUUGCCGCAUUAUAGAAAACGAACCACCCGAACGUGUCUAUGUAAAUCCCUGUCAACCAUCACCUUGUGGACCUAACUCGCGCUGCCGCGAAGUUAACGAGCAAGCUGUCUGCUCCUGUCUAGCUGAGUUUAUUGGCAGUCCACCAGCUUGUCGGCCCGAAUGUACCAGUAGCUCCGAAUGCGCUGCUGAUAAGGCUUGUGUGAAUCGAAAAUGCGUGGACCCAUGUCCCAAUGUCUGCGGCCAACAGGCCGAGUGCCGUGUACGAAACCAUAGUCCUAUCUGCACUUGCAAAAAUGGAUUUACAGGCGACGCUUUUACACGUUGCUAUAAACUGCCUCCCCCGCCUAUUGUGACAAUUGAACGAGAACCUCUUGAUCCCUGUGUUCCAUCGCCUUGUGGUGCCAACUCACAAUGUCGCGAUGUUUAUGGAACACCAUCAUGUUCCUGCCUGCCAAAUUAUCUAGGCACUCCACCAAACUGCCGACCAGAAUGCUCUAUCAAUGCCGAAUGCCCGAGUCAUCAGGCAUGCAUAAAUCAAAAGUGUCGCGACCCUUGCCCUGGUUCCUGUGGCCUGAAUACUCAGUGCAAUGUGAUAAAUCACACACCGAUUUGUAGUUGUCUGUUGGGUUAUAUUGGUGAUCCCUUCGUUGUCUGUAAUCCUGAACCACCUCAAAGAAUUGAAGACCCGCCAGUACCUCAGGAUCCUUGCAACCCUUCGCCAUGUGGGGCUAAUGCCCAAUGUCGUAAUGGUCAAUGCACCUGCAUUCCUGAAUACCAAGGAGAUCCUUUCGUGGGUUGUCGCCCUGAAUGUGUACUGCACACAGAUUGCGCCCGCAAUCUUGCCUGUGUGCGUCAUAAGUGUGUGGAUCCAUGUCCAGGCACUUGUGCGACCACUGCCAUUUGCGAGGUGCUCAAUCACAUACCCAACUGCCGUUGUCCAGAUGGCAUGGAAGGCAAUGCGUUUGUCUCUUGCAGCCCAGUGCAACAACUCGACGUCGUUCAAAAUCCUUGCCAGCCAACGCCUUGCGGACCAAACUCACAAUGUCGCGUGAUAAAUCAACAGGCCAUCUGCUCUUGCAUUACGUCUUUUAUCGGUAGCCCGCCAUUCUGUCGACCUGAAUGCACAUCGAACUCGGAAUGCCCACUGAACUUGGCUUGUCUUAAUCAGAAGUGUAGUGAUCCAUGUCCCGGUGUCUGUGGUCGCAAUGCCCAGUGUCAUGUGACAAACCACAGUCCAUUCUGUCGUUGUCUGGAUCGCCAUACGGGCAAUCCAUUUGUUAGCUGCCAACCGAUUAUCGAGCCCCCAACGCCUCCACCGCGCCAGGCCUGUCAGCCAUCACCUUGCGGACCUUUUGCCGAGUGCCGUGAGGUAAAUGAGACACCUUCUUGCACUUGCCUGCCAAACUACAUUGGAGCACCGCCGAACUGUCGACCAGAGUGUGUUACCAGCUCGGAAUGCCCAACAAAUCAGGCUUGCAUGCAACAAAAGUGUCGGGAUCCUUGUCCUGGUUUAUGUGGGCAGGCUGCUGUAUGCCGAGUAAUUUCACAUACACCAAGUUGUUAUUGCCCCGACAAUAUGGAGGGUGAUCCCUUCGUACAGUGUGUGGAGAAAAGAAUUCAGCAAUUGGAUCAGUUGGAUCCAUGCAAUCCAAGUCCAUGUGGCGCAAAUGCUCGAUGCACAUCCCGCCAGGAUGCUGGCUCAUGUCAAUGUCUGCCAGGUUACUUUGGAAAUCCGUACGAGGGAUGCCGUCCAGAAUGUGUGCUCGACUCUGAUUGUCCAUCGAACCGUGCCUGCCAGCAACAAAAGUGUCAAGAUCCGUGCCCCGGAACCUGUGGUCCGAAUGCUGUCUGCAAUGUGCUCAAUCAUGUGCCCAGCUGCAGCUGCUUAAUUGGUUACAGUGGUGAUCCGUAUCGCCUAUGCCAACCAGAACGGCAACCUAUCAAGCAAUAUGUGAAUCCCUGCCAACCCUCUCCCUGUGGCCCCAAUUCUCAGUGUCGAGAGAGCAAUGAACAGGCUGUUUGCUCAUGCUUGCCCGAGUAUGUGGGUGCACCACCAAUCUGUCGACCUGAGUGUACAAUCUCGUCUGAGUGUGCGGCAGACAAGGCCUGUGUGGCCAAGAAGUGUGUUGAUCCCUGUCCAGGCACUUGUGGUGAUCAAGCUUUAUGCCGUGUAGUUAAUCAUAGUCCAAUUUGUUCGUGUCGCACUGGUUUUACGGGCGAUGCUUUCUACCGCUGUCUACCCAUACCUCCGGCUCCGCCUACUACAAUUGUGCAAAAACAACCGAUCGACCCUUGUGUGCCCUCACCUUGCGGCUCUUACGCUGAGUGCCGUCCACGUGGUGAAGCACCAUCCUGCUCCUGUUUGCCCGGUUAUUUGGGAGUACCACCCAACUGCCGCCCCGAGUGUCGAAUCAACUCAGACUGCCCCAGCAGUCAGGCCUGCAUUAAUGAAAAGUGUCGCGAUCCCUGUCCAGGUUCCUGUGGCUUUGGUGCCAUUUGUAAUGUCAUAAAUCAUACACCCAGUUGCACUUGUCCAGCUGGAUAUACCGGGGACGCCUUUAGUCACUGUCAACCGGAACCACCACCAAAACCUGUAGAAUCCGACGAUCCUUGCAAUCCUUCGCCAUGUGGUCCAAACGCUGUAUGCAAUGCCGGUGUCUGCACCUGUCUGCCAGAGUAUCUAGGCGAUCCUUACAGCGGUUGUCGACCUGAAUGCCUUACUAGCUCAGAUUGCCCGCGCGAUAGAGCCUGCGCUCUUCACAAAUGCUUCGACCCCUGUCCAGGCACAUGCGCUCCAAAUGCGCUGUGCACCGUGCUUAACCACAUACCGAUGUGUACAUGUCCUGAAGGUUAUGCAGGAAAUGCAUUCCUGCAGUGUCAUCCAAUACCACCACCUGCGAUUGUACAACCCUGUCAGCCGUCGCCUUGUGGACCGAAUUCCCAAUGCCGAGAGGCGAAUCAGCAAGCUGUCUGCUCAUGUGUGCCUGGCUAUAUUGGCGCACCACCACUUUGUCGUCCAGAGUGCACUAGUAACUCGGAAUGUGCUGCCCAACUAGCCUGUGUCAAUCAAAAGUGUAUCGAUCCGUGCCCGGGCGCUUGUGGUCGCAGUGCCCAGUGUAGUGUAGUCAAUCAUAAUCCCUUCUGCACAUGUUUGCCUCACUAUACGGGUAAUCCGUUUGUCGGCUGCCAACUAAUUGUUGAGCCUCCCCAACGUGACAUUGAGCCCCAAGAUCCAUGUCGCCCAUCACCUUGUGGCGCUAAUGCCGAAUGUCGCGCUAUUGGGGAGACACCAUCAUGCACAUGUUUAGCAGGAUAUGUGGGCUCACCGCCUUAUUGCAAGCCCGAAUGUGUCGCGAACUCCGAAUGCCCCAGUAAUCGUGCGUGUAUAAACCAAAAAUGUCGCGAUCCGUGUCCUGGACUUUGUGGAGCCAAUGCCAUAUGUCGUGUUGUCUCACAUACGCCUAUGUGUGUUUGUGACGCUGGACUAACGGGCGAUCCAUUUACACAAUGCCAACCAAUAGAAAAGGAUGUGGAAAUUAUCAAUCCCUGCCAGCCAUCGCCAUGCGGCUCCAAUGCCGAGUGUAUACAACGCAAUGGUGCCGGAGCCUGUCAAUGCUUACCUGAUUUCUUUGGCAAUCCUUACGAGGGAUGUCGACCGGAAUGUAUACUAAAUUCGGAUUGUCCUUCAAAUCGUGCGUGUCAACAACAAAAGUGCCGGGAUCCGUGUCCUGGUAGCUGCGGACAAAAUGCUGAAUGCAAUGUUGUUAAUCAUACACCCAUGUGCUCCUGCUUCGCGGGAUAUGUUGGAGAUCCGUAUCGCUACUGUAACCAGCCAGCAGAACCGAUUGUUCAUGAGUAUGUAAACCCAUGUUUGCCCUCACCCUGUGGCUCGAAUGCCCAAUGUCGUGAGGUUCAGGGCCAAGGGGUCUGUUCCUGUUUGCCCGAGUUUAAGGGAGUGCCACCCAAUUGCCGACCCGAAUGUACCUCUAGCGCUGAGUGCUUAGCCACCCAGGCAUGCAUUAACCGCAAAUGUGUUGAUCCAUGCCCGGGUGUUUGUGGCCAACAGGCGGUAUGUCAGGUGCGCAACCAUAGCCCAAUUUGUAUGUGUCCUCCAGGUCUCAUGGGCGAUCCAUUUGUUCGCUGCCUACCUCGACCAACACCUCCAGCACCAGUUCGAGACGUGGUGCCUUAUCGCGACCCUUGCGUACCCUCACCAUGUGGUCUAUACGCCACAUGCCGUAAUCAACAUGGUCAAGCGAUUUGUUCUUGCCAGACUAACUAUUAUGGUACCCCACCCCAUUGUCGACCUGAAUGUACCAUCAAUGCAGAUUGCGCCAGUCAUCUGGCUUGCAUUGGUGAACGUUGCCGCGAUCCUUGUCCAGGAGCUUGCGGCCAGCGCACAGAGUGCCGUGUUAUCAAUCACACGCCCAACUGUGUUUGCCUCCAUGGCUACGUGGGCGAUGCCUUUGUGGCUUGUCGGCUUGCACCACCGCCCCCAACUUAUAACGAACCUAGAGAUCCCUGUAAUCCCAGUCCAUGCGGCAGCAAUGCUAUCUGUUCGGGAGAUGGGCAAUGUGCGUGCAUUUCCGAAUAUCAGGGCGACCCCUAUAUCGCGUGUCGUCCAGAGUGCGUAUUGAGCGCUGAAUGUCCUCGAAAUCUCGCCUGUGUCCAACAAAAGUGUAUUGAUCCCUGCCCUGGUACCUGUGGAGUAAACGCAAUUUGUGAAGUGGUCAAUCACAUUGCCAUGUGUCACUGUCCAGUGGCAAUGACUGGUAACGCUUUUAUUCAGUGCAGUCCCAUACAAACUCCGGUUUAUCAGAAUCCUUGUCAGCCGUCACCUUGCGGUGCAAACUCCGAGUGCCGCGAACGGCAAGGUCAAGCUAUAUGCAGUUGUUUACCAAACUAUUACGGCGUGCCACCAUCUUGCCGCCCAGAAUGUACCACCAACUAUGACUGUGCACCUAGCCUGGCGUGUCAGAACCAACGAUGUGUUGAUCCCUGCCCUGGCACCUGUGGUGCUUAUGCAGACUGCCGGGCAGUUAGUCACAGUCCCUUCUGCAGCUGUCAGCCUGGCUACACAGGCAAUCCGUUUGUUCAAUGUCACAGAAUUAUGGAACCAUUGCGAGAUAUAACACCUCAGGAUCCAUGCCAACCCUCACCUUGUGGUCCUAAUAGUGAAUGCCGUCGCAAUGGAGGUACUCCCUCUUGUUCAUGCCUAGAGAACUUCUUUGGAACCCCACCCAACUGCAGACCCGAAUGCUUGUCUAACUCAGAUUGCGCGUCGUCACAGAUUUGCAGAAACAAUCGUUGUACGGAUCCCUGUCCGGGUCUUUGUGGUCUUAAUGCUGAGUGCCGUGUACUUAGUCAUAGCGCUAUGUGCUUAUGUCAAUCAGGCUAUACCGGUGAUCCAUUCAUUCUAUGCAAACAAAUUCAAUACGAUCCACCUGAAGUGGCGCAACCAUGUAAUCCCAAUCCUUGUGGUACAUUUGCCGAGUGUCAUCAACGAAACGGCAUUGGCUCAUGCCGAUGCUUGCCCGAGUAUUUUGGAAAUCCCUACGAAGCUUGUCGACCAGAAUGUGUCCUUGACUCAGACUGUGCAUCUAAUAGAGCCUGCGUUAAUCAAAAGUGCCGCGAUCCUUGUCCGGGAGCCUGUGGCUACAAUGCCGAAUGCUAUGUUCGCAACCAUUUGCCGACUUGUAAUUGCCUCAACAACUAUGUGGGCGAUCCAUAUCGUUACUGCAGCUUAGAAGAGAAACCCAUUCGCGAGUAUGUUAAUCCCUGCCAACCCUCACCAUGUGGUCCCAACAGUCAAUGCAAAGAGCUCAAUGAGCAGGCAGUGUGCUCUUGCUUACCCGAGUAUGUGGGUAGUCCACCUGGCUGUCGUCCUGAGUGUACACUUUCAUCAGAAUGUAGCUUUGAUAAAGCUUGCGUACAACAGAAAUGUGUUGAUCCUUGUCCAGGCGCAUGCGGCAGCAAUGCACAUUGUCAUGCCACAAAUCAUGCUCCGUUGUGUACGUGCCAGACUGGAUUUACUGGAGAUCCGUUCACCCGUUGCUAUCCCAUACCCCCGCCUCCCACUCAGCUGCAACAUGAACCUGUGCGCGAUCCUUGUCUGCCAUCGCCCUGUGGAGCUAAUGCUCAGUGUCGUCGGUCAAAUGAUCAAGCUGUGUGUAGCUGUCUGGCUGGUUACUUUGGAGUACCACCAAGCUGUCGACCUGAGUGUACGCAGAGUGCCGAAUGUCUGCCCAAUUCGGCUUGCAUAAACCAACGUUGUGUUGAUCCUUGCCCUGGCUCUUGUGCCUACAAUGCCAUUUGUACUGUGCGAAAUCAUGUACCUAGCUGCCAGUGUCCUGACGGAUUUAUAGGUGAUCCAUUUUCCUUCUGUCAGCGUGAGCCACCCAAACCCAUCGUUUCCGAUGAUCCCUGUAAUCCGUCGCCCUGUGGAUCUAAUGCCCAGUGUCAAAAUGGCCAAUGUACAUGCAUAGCCGAAUAUCAAGGAGAUCCCUAUGUGGGCUGCCGACCAGAGUGCGUGCUUAAUAGCGACUGUCCGCGUGAUCGUGCAUGCGUUCGCAACAAAUGUAUCGAUCCCUGUCCUGGAACUUGUGCACCCAAUGCCAUAUGCGAUGCACUUAAUCAUAUAGCCAUGUGUCGCUGUCCGGACGGAAUGAUUGGCAAUGCCUUCAUUCAAUGUAAUACACCGCCUGUUCAAAAUCAACCGCCUAUAAAUCCUUGCGCUCCCUCGCCAUGUGGCCCCAACAGUCGAUGCCGCGUUUUCAAUGACAAUGCCGUUUGCACUUGCAUUGAGGAUUAUGUAGGCACCCCACCAAAUUGUCGGCCGGAAUGCACACGGAAUUCGGACUGCCUGCCAAGUUUGGCAUGUCAACAACAGCAUUGCAUUGAUCCGUGCCCAGGCACAUGUGGCUAUAAUGCAAUCUGCCAAGUAGUAAAUCAUGCACCAAUAUGCAGUUGUGCUGCCCAAUACAUUGGCAAUCCUUUCCUUGGCUGUACACCCAUACCACCGCAGCGAGAUAUUAUUCCUGUCAAGCAGCCCUGUCAUCCCUCACCCUGUGGCCCGUACGCCGAAUGUCGUACGGUAGGUGAUCAGGCCCAAUGCAGCUGCCUAUCCAACUACAUUGGACAACCGCCAAAUUGUCGACCGGAGUGUGUCACCAAUUCAGAAUGCAACUUUAAUCAAGCGUGCGUAAACCAGAAAUGUGUGAAUCCAUGUCUAGGCUCUUGCGGCUCCAACGCCAUCUGUCAUGUGCUCAGUCAUGUAGCCAUGUGCUACUGUUCUCCUGGUUAUACGGGCGAUCCCUUCACCAUUUGCCGCCAAGAGCCCAUAAUUCAACAAGAGGAGCGAAUCCAGCCUUGUUAUCCCAAUCCUUGCGGCGCUAAUGCCGUGUGUCGUCAGGAGGGAAACGCUGGAUCUUGUCAAUGCUUACCCGACUACCAUGGCAAUCCAUACGAGGCUUGUCGACCUGAGUGCGUCAAUGAUAGUGACUGCCCGUCGGACAAAUCCUGUCAACAAUCGAAAUGUCGCGAUCCUUGUCCUGGUGUGUGCGGCUUAAAUGCCGCUUGUCGCGUUCUUAACCAUCUGCCCAUAUGUCAUUGCCUAAGCAAUUUCAUAGGUGACCCAUAUCGUUAUUGUCAGCUUCCCGAGAAACCAAUUUUGAAAGAAUAUGUAAAUCCUUGUCAGCCUUCACCCUGUGGUCCCAAUUCCCAGUGUCUUGAAAAGAACGAACAAGCUAUCUGCUCCUGUUUGUCAGAGUAUGUGGGAACUCCUCCCAACUGUCGGCCCGAAUGUGUAACCAGUGGCGAGUGUCCUUCUGAUAAGGCCUGCGUUAAUCAAAAGUGCCGAGAUCCAUGUCCUGGCGUUUGUGGUACAAACGCCGAUUGCCGUGUUUACCAUCAUGCACCAAUUUGCAGUUGCCGUCAAGGCUAUCAGGGUGAUGCGUUCACACGCUGCUAUCCCGUUCCACCCCCAACCCCUGUACAGUUGGAUACUUAUAAGAAUCCAUGCAUUCCAUCGCCAUGUGGUCAAAAUGCCGAGUGUCGUGAACAUCAUGGCACAGCUGUUUGCAGUUGCAUACGCAACUAUUUUGGUAGCCCACCCAAUUGUCGACCCGAAUGUAGCAUCAACGCGGAUUGUGCCGCUCAUCUGGCAUGUCAACAACAACGUUGCCGCGAUCCAUGUCCAGGAGCGUGUGGUUUCAAUGCACAAUGUGUGGCUAUUAAUCACAUACCGGUGUGUCAGUGUGCACCAGGAUUGACUGGCAAUCCGUUUGCUUCCUGUCAAGCCCCACCACCAAAACCACCUGUGCUGGCUGACGAUCCCUGCCUGCAUGUACAGUGUGGUGCCAAUGCUAUUUGUCUCCAGGGACAAUGCAGCUGUCUACCCGAUUUCCAUGGCAACCCAUUGAUUGGUUGUCGGCCCGAGUGCAUAUUGAACACGGAAUGCGCACAGAAUCGUGCAUGCGUACGCCAAAAGUGUAUUGAUCCAUGCCCAGGCACAUGUGGUUCGAAUGCCAUUUGUGAGGUACACAACCAUGUGGCCAUGUGCCACUGUCCAGCUGGAAUGACAGGCAAUGCUUUUGCAUUGUGCUCACCAUUGCCGCCACCACCGCCAAUUCUUAUAUCUGAUCCUUGUCAACCAUCGCCAUGCGGAGCGAAUGCACAAUGUCGUAACAUAAAUGGACAAGCCGUUUGCUCUUGUCUGCCACAAUUCGUAGGAGUACCACCAUCUUGCCGUCCGGAAUGCAUUAGCAACACGGAGUGUCCGCUGCACUUAGCUUGCCUGCAACAACAUUGUAUUGAUCCUUGUCCGGGUGCAUGCGGCCAGAAUACUGAAUGCAGAGUGCUAAACCACAGUCCAAUCUGUCGUUGCAUAAACUCUUACACGGGCAAUCCCUUCAUUGAAUGUCAUCAGCAGCCGGCACAGCCAAUUCAACAUGAUGUGAUUGAUCCCUGCAGACCAUCGCCCUGUGGGCCCAAUGCCGAAUGCCGCAAUGUUGGAAACAAUGCUCAGUGCAGCUGCCUCAUGGGAUUUAUUGGCACUCCGCCAAGCUGUCGACCCGAAUGCGUAAGCAGCGCUGACUGCCCCACGAAUCUGGCUUGCUUUAAUCAGAAAUGCCGUGACCCUUGCCCUGGUGUAUGUGGCAGCAACGCCGAAUGCUAUGUUAUUAAUCAUACACCCAUGUGCAACUGCAUAAGUGGACACACUGGCAAUCCGUUCAUCGGUUGCGACGUACAGCGGGACGUGGUCGAGUCCCAUACACCUUGUUCACCAAACCCUUGUGGCUCAAAUGCGAUCUGUACCGAAUCGAAUGGCGCUGGGGCAUGCCAAUGCUUGCCAGAGUUUUAUGGCAAUCCCUAUGUUGGUUGCCGACCAGAAUGUGUUUUAAAUUCAGAUUGCCCCAGUCAGCUUGCAUGUCUUAAUCAGCACUGCCGCGAUCCUUGUGCGGGUAUAUGUGGCCCCAACGCCAUUUGUCAUGUCCGUCAUCAUCUGCCUCAAUGCCAUUGCCUUAGUGGCUAUGAGGGCAAUCCUUAUAGCUACUGUAGUGUCAUACCCGAACCUUUACGAGAACCUGUCCCAGUUCAUCCCUGUCAGCCCUCACCAUGUGGACCCAACUCCAAAUGCCACGAGUCAAAUCAGCAGGCCGUUUGCAGUUGCCUACCUGAGUUUGUUGGCACACCACCAGGCUGUCGACCCGAAUGUACCAUUUCCAGCGAGUGUCCCCUAGACAAGGCCUGCAAUAAUCAGCAUUGCGUUGAUCCCUGCCCAGGAGUCUGUGGCCGUAAUGCUGUGUGUCGCGUUAUUAAUCACAGCCCCCAUUGCAGCUGUUCGCCUGGUUUUACGGGUGACGCAUUUGCCGGAUGUAGAACUAUACCGCCCGCUAUCACUUAUGACUAUCCAAAGGAUCCCAUUCGCGAUCCAUGUGUACCGUCCCCAUGUGGUACUUUUGGUCAGUGCCACUCUGAACACGGCCAAGCUGUGUGUCGUUGUCUGCCAAAUUACUAUGGUGCUCCUCCCAACUGCCAGCCUGAAUGUGUCAUAAACGCCGAUUGCGCUUCACAUCUGGCCUGCAUGAAUGAAAAGUGUCGCGAUCCUUGCCCCGGCUCCUGUGGCUUUGGUGCCCAAUGUAGCGUCAUCAAUCAUAUGCCCAUUUGCAGAUGUCCCGUUGGCUAUCAAGGAAACCCUUUCACUAGCUGUACGCCAAUACCACCAUCAUAUGAACCACCUCCACGCGAUGCCUGUAACCCCUCACCUUGUGGCUCGAAUGCCAUUUGUACCAACGGACAAUGCUCGUGUCUUCCCGAGUUUUAUGGCAAUGCCUACAUAGGCUGUCGACCUGAAUGUGUUCUUAACUCAGACUGCGCACGCGACAAAGCAUGCCAGGGCAGUAAAUGCGUUGAUCCAUGUCCUGGCGCAUGUGGCGUGGGUGCUAUUUGUGAAGUACGCAAUCAUGUGCCAAUGUGCCACUGUCCGCCAGGCACAUCGGGCAAUGCAUUUGUGCAGUGUGCUUUAGUACAACCUGAUCCGAUCGUGCCCGCCAAUCCAUGCCGUCCCACACCCUGUGGCAGUAAUUCUCAAUGUCGAGUGGCAAACGAGCAGGCCGUGUGCUCCUGCCUGCCAGACUUUUACGGAACACCCCCGCACUGUCGACCCGAGUGCACCAUCAAUUCAGACUGUGCCCCUCAUUUGGCUUGCCAAAAUCAACAUUGCCGCGAUCCCUGUCCUGGGGCCUGUGGUCAAAAUGCACUCUGCCAAGUGAUUCGUCAUACACCACAUUGCAGCUGUCCGGCUGGAUAUACAGGCAACGCGUUUGCCCUGUGCCAACGACUUCCGCCGCCUCCAAUUGUACAGCGGGAUCCAGUCAAUCCUUGCCAGCCGUCACCGUGCGGUGCCAAUGGGCUAUGUACACCUUCACCAGAUGGCAGCCAAGCGCAAUGCAAGUGCGUGGAAAACUUUAUUGGAACUCCCCCUAACUGCAGACCUGAAUGUGUUACUUCAGCGGAGUGCUCCAACCAAUUGGCAUGCAUUGGACAAAAGUGUCGCGAUCCUUGUCCUGGUGUCUGUGGCCAGGCUGCAACAUGCCAAGUGAUCAGCCAUGUGCCAUCUUGCAUUUGCAUAGCGGAUUAUAUUGGAGAUCCUUUCACGAAAUGCUAUCCACGCCCGCCACUUGAACAAGACCAAAUUAAUCCCUGCUCUCCAAGUCCUUGCGGUAGCAAUUCUAUCUGCAAGCAACAGGGUAGAGUUGGUGCUUGUCAAUGCUUGCCGAACUAUUAUGGAAAUCCCUACGAAGGAUGUCGACCCGAAUGUGUCCUGAACUCCGAUUGCUCCAGUCAUUUGGCCUGCGUUAAUCAACAUUGUCGUGAUCCCUGCCCCGGCAGCUGUGCGCCCAAUGCUCAGUGCCAAGUCGUCAACCAUGUUCCCCUCUGCAGCUGCUAUCCCAACUACGUUGGCGAUCCAUAUCGCCAUUGCCAACUGCGUCAGGCAGAACCCAUCAAAGUGAUAUAUGUGAAUCCCUGCGAGCCCUCGCCCUGCGGUCCUAAUGCACAGUGCAAGGAAUUGCAGGGCAAUGCAGUUUGUAACUGUCUGCCAGAUUAUUUUGGUACGCCACCCACCUGUCGACCCGAAUGUACAACGAAUUCUGAGUGUCCCACUGACAAGGCGUGUAUCAAUCAGAAGUGUAAAGAUCCUUGUCCCGGUGUAUGUGGCUACAAUGCCAUCUGUCAAGCUGUACACCACCGGGCCCAUUGCUCUUGCCUCCCAGGCCAGACUGGCAAUGCAUUUGUGCGUUGCUUACCAAUAUCUGAGCCCAUUGUGGCGCGCGAACCGUACCGUAAUCCGUGCAUACCUACUCCAUGCGGACAAAAUGCCCAUUGUCGUGUGAUCAAUGGCCAGGCAAUCUGUAGCUGUCUGUCCGAAUAUUACGGCACGCCCCCGCACUGCCAUCCCGAAUGUACACAAAACUCUGAUUGUGCCGCUCAUCGUGCGUGCAUAAAUGAGAAGUGUCAGGAUCCGUGUCCAGGCGCUUGUGGUCUUUACGCUCAGUGUACUGUCUUAAAUCAUGUGCCCAGCUGCACAUGUCCAAGCGGCUAUAUUGGCGAUCCAUUCCAUCGCUGUUAUCCAGCACCACCUAUUCCCACUCCAAUCGCCGAUGAUCCUUGCCAACCAUCACCUUGUGGUGUUAAUGCUCAGUGUGCGGGUGGCAAGUGCAGCUGCUUGCCCCUUUACCAGGGCGAUCCGUAUGUUGCGUGUCGUCCAGAAUGUGUGUUGAGCACGGAGUGUGCCUUAGACAAAUCUUGUGUACGAAAUCGGUGCGUAGAUCCCUGUCCUGGCACUUGUGGUUAUGGCGCCAUAUGUGAAGUCCAUAAUCAUGUGGCAAUGUGUCACUGUCCAAGUGGCUUACAGGGUAAUCCAUUCAUUUUAUGCCAAGCUCCGCAAUUUCAAGUAUCCUCAGCUCCACCGCCACUUCAGCCAUGCCAACCAUCACCAUGUGGGGCGAAUGCAAUUUGUCACCCAUCUGGAAAUCAGGCGAUCUGUAGUUGUCUGCCAGGCUAUUAUGGUAGUCCACCAAGUUGCCGGCCCGAGUGCACAACUAAUUCAGAGUGCUCUUUGAGCUUGGCAUGCAUUAAUCUCCGCUGUCGCGAUCCCUGUCCGGGAGUUUGCGGUCAUCGUGCCGAAUGCCAUGUCAUAAAUCACAGGCCUCAAUGUGUAUGCCCUUCAGGCUACACAGGUAGUCCGUAUGUACAGUGUCAACCAAUAAAACCAGUCGUAAUCCAACGUGAGCCACUUGAUCCAUGCGUUCCCUCGCCCUGCGGCCCUCAUUCCAAGUGUAGCAGUGAUCAGAGCGUAGCAACUUGUCGUUGCCUACCCGAUUAUGUAGGCGUGCCACCCUACUGUCGCCCAGAGUGCAUAUCCAACAUUGAUUGCCCUAGCGAUCGAUCAUGCAUUAAUCGCAAGUGUCAGGAUCCUUGCCGUGGUCUGUGCGGUUUCAACGCGAUAUGUCGAACCAGCAAUCAUCAGCCCAAUUGUGUGUGUGCCCCUGGACUUACUGGAAACCCCUUUACUUCCUGUCAAUUGCCACACCCACCCUCAAUACCGCCUCCCGCAACAACGGCUAUACAAACACCACAGUAUGAACAGCCUGUUAGUCAUCCAUGUGAGCCCAAUCCUUGUGGCGCCAAUGCACUAUGUAGUCACCACCGAGGCGUUGGCUCUUGUAGCUGCCUGCCUGAUUACUACGGCAAUCCUUAUGAAGCCUGUCGUCCCGAAUGUAUACUCAACAGCGACUGUCCCUCGCACAGAGCUUGUGUACAGCAGAAAUGCCGCGAUCCUUGCCCUGGCACAUGUGCCUUUAAUGCAGAAUGUCAUGUAGUUGAUCACCUGCCGCAAUGCAGUUGCUUUAGCGGCUAUACUGGCAACCCACUGAUACACUGCAGGCCUCUACCAACAGUAGAACAAUGUAAGCGACCACUUGCAAGGAAUUACCAUAACAUGUGUAACAAGUUUCUAUAUAUCUUUAACUCAGCACCUAUAAGUCACCCCGAUCCCUGCGUACCAUCACCUUGUGGCCCCAAUGCUCAGUGCCGUGAAAGCAACGAACAAGCUAUUUGUUCUUGCCUUCCUGAUUUCUAUGGUAGCCCACCCUAUUGCCGACCCGAAUGUACUUUGAAUUCUGAGUGUCCCUACGAUAAGGCUUGUGUACAGCAUAAGUGUAUUGACCCCUGUUCAGGCACCUGCGGUAUUAAUGCUGAAUGUCGUGUCCAUCACCAUAAUCCCAUUUGCUAUUGCCAGCUAUCAUACACCGGAAAUCCGUUUACUCGUUGCUACAAGACUCAAAUAAGUAAGCUUCAAUGUAAUACAACAUGCAGCAGUUCAUUUAAUAAUAAUUUUUUGGAAGAUAUAGCUCCAACAGUUGUCGCACAUCCAAUUUAUGACACACCAGCUCCACCAUAUCCGAUUAUAAUACCUGGCGUGAUUUAUGUUUCUGCUGACCCACAACCAACUACAAAUUAUAUUCCAUCGCCACCACAAUAUAUCAAACCAGAGGUUCUUAAUAUACCUUCGGUGUCCCGACCGACUUAUCCAACAACACCUGUAUUUGUAAAAACACCAACUCCAGAAGCUCCAAAUCAACAGCCGGGAGUAAUCAACAUACCUUCUGUACCACAACCAACAUAUCCAUCACCCCAGCCUCCACACUAUGAUGUCAAUUAUCCAUCUCCGCUACCAACUCCUAAACCAGGAGUAGUGAAUAUUCCUUCAUUGCCACAGCCGUUGCCACCAGCUCCACAGCCACCUAUAUUUGUUCCGUCUCCUCCAGUUUCUUCAACACCUUCACCACCGUCGGGAGUUGUCAACAUACCGUCUAUUGCACAACCAACUUAUCCAUCACCCCAGCCUCCACACUAUGAUGUCAAUUAUCCAUCUCCGCUACCAACUCCUAAACCAGGAGUAGUGAAUAUUCCUUCUUUGCCACAACCGUUGCCACCAGCUCCACAGCCACCUAUAUUUGUUCCGUCACCUCCAGUUUCUUCAACACCUUCACCACCGUCGGGAGUUAUCAACAUACCUUCUGUACCACAACCAACAUAUCCAUCACCCCAGCCUCCACACUAUGAUGUCAAUUAUCCAUCUCCGCUACCAACUCCUAAACCAGGAGUAGUGAAUAUUCCUUCUUUGCCACAACCGUUGCCACCAGCUCCACAGCCCCCUAUAUUUGUUCCGUCACCUCCGGUUUCUUCAACACCUUCACCACCGUCGGGAGUUGUCAACAUACCGUCUAUACCACAACCAACUUAUCCAUCACCCCAGCCUCCACACUAUGAUGUCAAUUAUCCAUCUCCGCAACCAACUCCUAAACCAGGAGUAGUGAAUAUUCCUUCUUUGCCACAACCGUUGCCACCAGCUCCACAGCCCCCUAUAUUUGUUCCGUCACCUCCGGUUUCUUCAACACCUUCACCACAGCCAGAGAUUAUUUACAUAACUUCCGUGCCGCAAACACCACAACCCGCUCCAACUACUCAGCCUCCUCGACCAGCUAUAUACGAUGUAUACUAUCCGCCACCACCACAAAUACCAGGAGUUAUUAAUAUUCCGUCACUACCCCGGCCAAUACCUCCGACCCCAACACCACAGGCACCAAUUUAUAUUGCUUCACCGAAACCCUCAUUGCCAGUCUCACAGCCAGGUGUUAUCAAUAUACCAUCUGUUGCUCAACCUACAUUCCCCACACAUCAAACACCGAUCUAUGAUAUGAGCUAUCCAGCACAACCAACACCAACGCAUAAACCUGGAAUUGUGAAUAUCCCCUCUGUAACGAAUCCGCCACCUCCAACUACGCAGCCUCCAAUAUACGUUCCAUCUCCUUACGCGAUUUCAACACCUGCCACAAGACCGGAAGUUAUUAAUAUACCAUCCGUACCUCAACCAACAUAUCCGGCGCCUCAGCCUCCUCCUGUGAAUCGCCCGAAUGAGCACCCAAUCAUAAAACCUGUUGUUGUCAAUAUUCCUUCGAUACCACAACCGGCACCAACAGCUAGUCAGCCUCAUAUAUUCGCUCCAUCUCCAAUAGCACCAAUACCUGUAAAACAACCAGAAGUUAUCAAUAUACCGUCCGUAGUAAACCCGACGUACCCAACAACUCAAAGGCCAAUCUACAAUGAUCUACACACAACACCUCAACCACCCUCUGAAACACCUAGUGUUGUGAAUAUUCCAUCUUUCCCUGCACCAUCUACAACUUUCCGUCCAAUCAAUGACGUUGCGAUACCUAGUGUAGACAUUAAUCCAUGCUAUCCAUCGCCAUGUGGUCCAUAUUCGCAAUGCCACAAUCGCUUCGGAGUUGCUGCGUGCAUUUGUCUACCCAAUUAUAGUGGAACACCGCCCAAUUGCCGUCCAGAGUGCAUUGUGCACUCGGAUUGUCCUGCUCACCUAUCAUGUAUAAAUGAAAUGUGUCGCGAUCCUUGUAGAGGAUCUUGUGCAUACAAUGCGCUAUGCAGGGUGCACAACCAUAUACCCAACUGUUUCUGUCCGGCAGGUUUCACCGGCGAUCCAUUUAAUUCAUGUCAACGAACGCGGCCAUUAAUUGUGCAACGUGAACCCACCGCAACAAAGGAUCCUUGCUAUCCGUCGCCUUGUGGGGCAAAUGCUAUUUGCAAUAAUGGUAUAUGUAGUUGUCUGAGUGAAUAUCAAGGAAAUCCUUAUGUGAGUUGCCGUCCCGAAUGUGUACUGAAUACGGACUGUGCGAAUGAUAAGGCGUGUAGGCGGCAAAAAUGUGUGGAUCCUUGUCUGGGUACUUGUGGAGAAAAAGCUAUCUGCAAAACAUACAAUCAUAUUGCCUCCUGCUCAUGUCCAGAACAAAUGCACGGAGAUGCCUUUGUACGCUGUGAUCCAAUACCAUUACCAAUACCAAAACCGCCUGUUUCAACUAUCAGUACAGUUCCGGCUGUUGUACCACCACGCCCGCCAGUCUAUCCUUGCCAUCCUUCACCAUGUGGACCGAAUGCUCAGUGCCGUGCUUAUCAUGAGCAAGCGAUUUGCUAUUGCUUACCUGGAUAUCUCGGCACACCACCCUCUUGUCGUCCAGAGUGUACUACUAAUUCAGAUUGCGCUCUUGACAAGUAUUGCUCGAACCUUAGAUGUCAAGAUCCCUGUCCAGGUGCCUGUGGCUUCCGCGCUACAUGUCAUGUUAACAACCACAGUCCCAUAUGCGUGUGUCCGCCCUCGCUUACGGGCAAUCCCUUGAUAGCCUGCCAGCCCAUAGGUAUGCGACAUCCAUUUCAUAACGUCCAAACAAUAUCUAAUUCUGUUUUUUCAGUAUUACCACCUGCAAAGGAUCCUAUCGCAGUGAAUCCUUGUCAACCAUCUCCUUGCGGCCCAUACUCAGAAUGUGUGGCCAUACAGCAGGUUGCACAGUGCACAUGUCUUAGAGAAUUCAUUGGUACACCGCCGCACUGUAGACCUGAAUGUGUUAACAGUGCCGAUUGUGCCACUGAUAAGACUUGUUAUAAUCGCAAGUGCAUUGACCCUUGUCCUGGUAGCUGCGGUCAUUUGGCAUUGUGCCGUGCUAUAGCUCACAGCCCGCAUUGUUACUGUCCGCCGGGCUAUGAAGGUGAUCCGUAUACCGCAUGCAUGCGACCCAAGCCACCUCCAGUGCCGACUUUACCCAUACCGGUGCCAUGUAAUCCAAACCCCUGUGGUGUAAAUGCCAUUUGUCAGCCGCUAUAUGACCAAAGCAUCUGCAAAUGUCUGCCUGAAUACUAUGGUAAUCCCUAUGAGAUCUGUCGACCCGAGUGCACACAUAAUUCGGAUUGUAGUAACAAUCAGGCUUGUGUAAAUGAAAAAUGUCGCGAUCCCUGCCCUGGUGUCUGUGGUCUCAAUGCCUACUGUCAGGUUAUCAAUCAUGUGCCUGUCUGUGAAUGCCAUCCCCAUCAUGUGGGCAAUCCCUACCACAGCUGUCACUAUAUCCAACAAGAACCCACGCCCCCAGUUUAUAAAAAUCCAUGUGAGCCGUCGCCUUGUGGCGCCAAUUCUCAGUGCCGCGAAUCACAGGGUCAAGCGAUUUGCAGCUGCCUGCCUCAGUUUAUUGGUACUCCACCUGCAUGUCGUCCAGAGUGUGUCAUCAGUGCCGAGUGUGCCGCGGAUAAGGCUUGUAUCAACCAGAAGUGUGAAGAUCCCUGCCCUGGCGCCUGUGGCCUCAAUGCACAGUGUCAUGUGCGCAACCAUAGUCCGCUAUGCUCCUGCCAGUCUGGUUACACAGGCGAUGCCUUCGUCCGCUGUUUCCCGAUACCACCACCCAAAGAGGCAGAUCAACCUAAGCAGCCACCUACGCCGUGUGUGCCAUCGCCAUGUGGACCCAAUUCUCAGUGCCGCGAACAGAAUGGAGGCGCCAGUUGUAGCUGCUUGCCCAACUUUAUUGGCGCAGCGCCCAACUGCCGCCCUGAGUGCACCAUUAAUGCCGAGUGUGCCAGUAAUUUGGCUUGCAUCAAUGAGAAAUGUCGCGAUCCUUGCCCCGGUGCCUGCGGCUUUGCAGCACAGUGCAAUGUAAUUAAUCAUACGCCCACAUGUUCGUGCCCCGCUGGUUAUACGGGCGACCCCUUCACUAGCUGUCGUCUCAUGCCACCCACGCCGCCACCGGCACCAACAAUUCCUGAUGAUCCGUGCAAUCCCUCACCAUGUGGCACGAAUGCACAGUGUCGCAAUGGUGUAUGCUCAUGCCUGCCCGAAUAUAAGGGCGAUCCCUACGUCGGUUGUCGCCCGGAAUGCGUGUUGAAUUCCGAGUGCCCCAGAAAUCGAGCAUGUGUACGCAAUAAGUGCAUCGAUCCGUGCCCUGGAACAUGUGCCCAAAACGCUCUUUGCGAUGCCAUUAAUCACAUUGCCAUGUGUCGCUGUCCCGAGCGCAUGACUGGCAAUGCGUUUAUUGACUGUACACCGGUGCGGGAUGAGCCAAAUAUCAAUCCGUGUCAACCAUCGCCAUGUGGAGCCAAUUCGCAGUGCAUUGAACGGAAUGGAAACGCGAUCUGCUCCUGCAUCACUGGAUAUCUGGGUCAACCGCCCAAUUGUCGCUUGGAGUGCUACACCAGCUCGGACUGCUCCCAACAGCACGCGUGCAUCAACAACAAGUGCGUGGAUCCCUGCCCAGGACAAUGCGGCCUAAACGCAGUUUGUCAAGCUGUACAGCAUCGUGCUCACUGCGAAUGCAUCGCUGGUUACACUGGAAAUGCCUACAGGCUGUGCAGUCCUAUUGUUAUAGAGCGCAAGCCAGAAAAGGCACGUGAUCCAUGUUACCCAUCUCCAUGUGGACCAAAUGCUCAGUGUACGAACGAGAACGGUCAAGCGCGCUGUAGUUGCCUGGCAGAGUUCCAAGGCACGCCGCCCCAUUGCCGACCCGAGUGUUCUUACAAUGACGAGUGCCAAAAUAAUUUGGCCUGUAUAGGUCAGAAGUGUCGCGAUCCAUGCCCCGGAAGCUGUGGUCAAAAUGCUAUCUGUCGAGUUACCCUACAUACGCCCAAUUGCCAUUGUCCUGCCGGUAUGACGGGUGAUCCGUUCCGACUUUGCCAGCAAGUUCAACAACCUGUGCCAACGCCAGUGCCUUCGCCGAAGAAUCCAUGCCAGCCAUCGCCGUGUGGUAGCAACACCGAGUGCCGCCUGCGAGGCGAAAGCUAUGUUUGUGAGUGUAUACAGGAGUACAUUGGCAAUCCGUAUGAGGGCUGUCGUCCCGAAUGCGUUGGCAACUCGGAAUGUCCAGCCAAUCGUGCCUGCAUACGCAAUAAGUGUGCUGAUCCUUGCCCCGGCACCUGUGGACUGGAAGCUCUAUGCAACGUCAACAAUCACAUUCCAAUCUGUUCCUGCCCGACGGGCUAUACGGGCAACGCCUUUGUGCAAUGCACACGACAGGUGACACCACCGCCGGCCUCGGAUCCAUGCUAUCCAUCCCCGUGCGGCCUAAACUCAGUGUGCCGCGUGCAACGAGAUCAAGCUGUUUGUGAGUGCCUCCCCGGCUUCUUUGGUAACCCAUUGGGCCAGGGCUGUCGACCUGAAUGCACACUCAGCUCGGAUUGCGCCAAGGAUCGAGCUUGUGUAAAUAAUAAGUGCGUCGAUGCCUGCAUUGGAGUGUGCGGAUAUGGCGCUGUCUGUCAGACCAUCAAUCACAGUCCGAUAUGCUCCUGUCCCGACAACAUGAUAGGAAAUCCAUUUGUGCAAUGCGAAGCGCCACGUAAUGUUGACGUUGAUCUGUGCCAGCCAUCGCCUUGUCGCAGCAACGGUAUCUGCCGUGUACACAACGGUGCUGCCACUUGCAGCUAUCCGGAGUGUGUGACGAACGAAGACUGCUCCCGGGAUCGCGCUUGCGUCAGUCAGAAAUGCCGUGAUCCAUGUCAACAGGCGUGUGGCCUCAACGCCAUUUGUCGUGUUAUCAAUCACAAGGCCAUUUGCAGUUGCCCGCCAGAGUUUUAUGGCUCACCAUAUGCUCAGUGCGUGCGUCAAGUGCCUCAAUUGGAUCCGCCUAAGCCGGAGUGCACCAGCGAUAGCGAGUGCACCAACGAUAAGGCGUGCAUCAAUCAAUUCUGCCGCAAUCCUUGCGAGCAAUCCAAUCUGUGUGCACAGCAGGCACGCUGCCACGUGCAGCUCCAUCGUCCGCUCUGCGUAUGCAACGAAGGCUACACUGGAAACGCACUGCAAAACUGCUAUCUGCUGGGCUGUCGCUCCGACGGAGAGUGUGCACCCACCGAGGCCUGCGUUAACGAGCAGUGUGUGGAUCCCUGCACCUUCACUCAAUGUGGCACUGGAGCUAUCUGCCGCGCGGACUUCAAUCAUCGUGCCCGCUGUCACUGCCCUGACGGUUAUCGUGGCAAUCCUCUAUUGCGUUGCGAGCGACCUGAGUGUCGCAACGAUAAUGAAUGCGCCUUCCAUUUGGCCUGUCGCAACGAGCGCUGCGAGGAUCCCUGCAAUUGCGGCAUUGGCGCCCAGUGUCGCGUGGACAAUCAUCGUGCGCAAUGCCGUUGCCCAGCCGGCUACAGCGGCAAUCCAGCAGUACGCUGUGAGUUGCUGCCGGUCAAGCCCGAAGGCUGCACCAUGGAUGCGGAAUGUCCCAGCAAAUUGGCCUGCUUCAAUGGCGAGUGCAAGAACCCAUGCGACGUAGCCCAUCCAUGUGGAGCGAAUGCCAUCUGCGAGGUCGUCGACACACUGCCCCUGCGCACAAUGAUCUGUCGCUGUGAGCCUGGCUACGUGGGUGAUGCGGACAUUGGAUGUCGCAAAGAAACCGUACGUGACCAAGGCUGCGUAUCACAUGAUCAGUGCCAGGACACCGAGGCCUGUCGCCGAGGCAAUUGUGUCAAUCCUUGCCUGGAUCCAUCGCCCUGUGCGCGUACUGCUGAAUGCCUGGCGCAACAUCAUCGAGCCAUCUGCAGCUGCCCGAAGGGCACUCAAGGUGAUCCAUUCACCAACUGCUACCAACCACCACAAAUCACAGCUGGCUGUGCUCACGACUCGGAAUGCACGCCCACAACAGCGUGCAUCAACAAACGCUGCCAGGAUCCGUGUGCUGAGGCCAAUCCUUGUGCAGGAAAUGCCGAGUGCCGUGUGCAAAACUCACGACCCAUUUGCUACUGUCCCGCUGGUUGGGGUGGCGAUCCACAAGUGCAAUGCUUCAAGCCCGAGUGCAAGAUAAAUGCUGAUUGUCCCUAUGACAAGGCCUGCCUUAAUGAGAACUGCGUCAACCCGUGCACCCACGGCCAGGUGCGUUGCGGCAGCGACGCCGAAUGCCUGCCACAGAAUCACCAGGCUGUUUGCCGCUGUCCCGAAGGCACCCAGGGCAGUCCCUUCAUCGCUUGCAUCACUGGCCACUGCCAGUACAACGAGGAUUGUGCGGAUAACGAAGCCUGCGAUCGCUUGAAUCGCAUUUGCCGUCCAGUCUGCGAGCAGGACACAUGUGCUGUGAAUGCUCUUUGUGUGGGACGUCGUCAUCAGCCACGCUGUGAGUGCCGCCCAGGCUACCAGGGUAAUCCGUUCGUGUUGUGCGAGCAGCCCAAACAGGAUCCACAGCCGCAAUGCACCCAAGACGCUGACUGUCCAUCGAAAUUGGCUUGCAUCAAUCAGCGUUGUGCAAAUCCAUGUGCCACGCCGCACGUGUGCAGCCCACAGCAGAGCUGUGCCGUUCUGGAUACCCUACCACUGCGCACCAUGAUCUGCAAGUGUCCCAGCGACACUGUCUCUGACAAUUCCGGCAAUUGUGUGCCCAUCCAGCCGGCUAUCGUCUCCGGCGGCUGUCAGCACAAUGCAGAGUGCGCCAGCUCUGAGGUGUGUCUGCAUGGCAGUUGUCUGGAUGCCUGCCACCUGGAACGUUGCGGUGUGAAUGCUCAGUGCAAUGCACGCGAUCAUUAUGCGCAAUGUAGCUGUCCAGCUGGCUACCAGGGUAAUCCACGCAUUGAAUGCUAUACCACGGAUAUUGCUAUACCGAAGAUUCCUGGCCCCGAAUGCACACGCAAUGAUGAUUGUCCACGAGAUAAGAACUGCCAGAACGAACGCUGUGUGAAUCCAUGUGUGGCUGACGCCUGCGGCCUAGGCGCCUACUGUCAUGUGCAGAAUCGCGCCGCCAUUUGCCGUUGCCCGCCUGGUUACACGGGAGACGCACGCACUCGUUGUCUGCCACCAUCGGAUGUCAUCACUGUGGGCUGCAAAUCCAAUUCGGAUUGCCCCAUUGCGGAGGCGUGCAUCAACGCGCAGUGCAUCAACCCAUGCAACUGUGGGCCCAAUGCCGAGUGUACUGUCAAGAAUCAUCAUCCGAUUUGCUAUUGCAAGCCUGGCUUCUCAGGCAAUGCCCAAUUCGGCUGCGCGCCCAUUGGCUGCCAGUCGGCCGAUGAGUGCGCCGGUGACAAGCAGUGCACGAAUCAUGAGUGCGUCAAUCCCUGCCUGAUCGCUGAUCCUUGUGCUCUGAAUGCUGAAUGCUAUGGCCGCAAUCAUCGCGCUAGCUGCCGUUGCCCCACUGGCCUUGAGGGAGAUCCGUUUGUGCGCUGUGUGCGUCUAGAAUGUCACUCGGACUACGAUUGCGCCUCUAAUUUGGCCUGCGUUGCCAACCAGUGUGUGAAUCCUUGUGCUCAAAGCCCGUGCGCCCAGAAUGCAAUCUGCCAGGCGCUACAGCAUCGUGCCGUCUGUCGCUGUCCCGAGCAAAUGCCAUUGGGCAAUCCCUAUGCCUACUGCGAGCGUCGGCCCGUGGAGCCCGUGUGCCGCGAUGACGGUGACUGCCCCAGCGGCCUGGCCUGCAUCGAUGCCAAGUGCAAGAAUCCAUGUACCGAACUAUCGCCCUGCGCACGCAGUGCUCACUGCAGUGUGUUGGACAGCGUACCCGUACGGACCAUGGUCUGUGAGUGUCCCGAAUCGCAAGUACCGGAUGCCAGCGGCGAAUGCCGUCAACUGGUGCUACAGAGUCCGCCAGGCUGCGAAAGUGAUUCGGAUUGUGGAGAUCAGGAGGCCUGUGUCAAUCGCCAGUGCCGCAAUCCCUGCAACUGUGGCUCCAACGCCGUUUGCCAGGUCCAACAACAUCGCGCCGUGUGCAGCUGCCAGGAUGGCUUUGAGGGCAAUCCCUAUGCCGUCUGUCGCUCCAUUGGUUGUCGUGUCGACGGCGAAUGCGACUCUGGCAAGGCCUGCAUCAAUGGCAACUGUAUCAAUCCGUGUCUGGUCAACGAUCCCUGCGGCCCCAAUGCCGAGUGCUACGUACAGUCGAGUCGUGCCCAGUGCCGCUGUCACAGCGGCUAUCGCGGCAAUCCCUACGAGCGUUGCCGAGUAAUUGGCUGCACUAGCAACAAUGACUGCCCCACGGACAAGACCUGCCAGAACGAGCAAUGCGUAAAUCCAUGCGUCUACCGUAAUAUCUGUGCGCCACGCGCCGAAUGUCGUCCACAGAACCACAUGGCCGUUUGCCGCUGCCCAUCAGAUUUCAUUGGCAAUCCAUAUGUGGACUGUCGCCCGGAGCCCCAACCUGUCUGCAAACUGGAUACGGACUGUCCUGCUCGUUUGGCCUGCAUCAACGAACAAUGCGUCGACCCGUGCUUGGUACUGGAGCCCUGUCAACGACCUGCCCAGUGCCAGGUGACCCCUACGGCACCUGUACGCACCAUGAUCUGCAUCUGUCCAGAUGGUUACAUCAGCAGUGGCAGCGGUAGCUGCAAACCCACCACUAGCAUCGUGAAAGUAGGCGGCUGCAUCUCCGACUCCGACUGUCCGGCCGACAAGUCUUGCGUGAGCGGCAUUUGCCGUAAUCCAUGCAAUUGCGGAGUGAAUGCCGAGUGUCGCAUCAAGGAUCACAAGCCAGUUUGCACCUGUCGCCAGGGCUACGAGGGCAAUCCUGAAUUCGAAUGCGCCAAAAUCGAAUGCACCAUCAAUUCCGAGUGCCCAGCAACACACGCAUGCCGUAAUCAGCUCUGCAUACCCGCCUGCCAGGGCGAGCAAUGCGGACCCAAUGCCGAAUGCCUGGCCAUUAAUCAUCGGGCCGUGUGUGAAUGUGCUCCUGGACAUGGCGGAAAUGCGCGUCUGGGUUGCACACCUCUUGGCUGCCGCAACGAUGACGAGUGCCCAUCCGACAAGGCCUGUGUCAAUGGCAAAUGCACCAAUCCCUGUGAGACCACUGCCAUUUGCGCCAACGACGAGCUCUGCAAGGUUUAUCAGCAUAGGCCCCAAUGCGCCUGCCCGCCCGGCACUGUGCCCGGUCGCAAUGGCUGCGAGCAGGAACGAGUCGUGCCCAUUUGUACCAGCGAUGGCGACUGCCCAACUCAACGCGCCUGUCUGCGAGGCGAAUGUGUGAAUCCCUGCAACGCAACCCAGCCGUGCGGCGUGAAUGCCGAAUGCCGUGUCCUGGAUACGCUGCCUGUGCGCACCAUGAUCUGUGAAUGCCUCGAGGGCUACACAGGUAACGCAGCCGUGCAGUGCGACAAGCGCUCGCUGUGUGUCAUCGAGAAGGGCUUUGUGCGCGAUGUCGAUGGCCAGUGCGUGUGCCCACCGGGCAGCGCUCUCGACAUCUACGAGUAUUGCACACCCUGUCUAGUGGAACAAGGAUAUCGUAUCGAUGAAAGCGGCCAUUGCGUGUGCGCCUUGGAGCGCGGCAUGGUAAUCGAUGAACGUGGUCGCUGCACAUGUCCCAUUGACCUGGGCUAUCGUCUAACACCGCUGGGUGAAUGCGUGCCCGUUGAGCAGCCCGAAUGCGUCACCAAUGAGCAAUGUGCGGACAAUCGCUUCUGUAAUCCGGAAACAAAGACCUGUGAGGAUCCCUGCCUGACCAAGACGUGUGGCGUGAAUGCCUUCUGUAAUGCUGUGAACCAUCGUGCCCAGUGCCAAUGCAUCACCGGCUACACAGGUAAUCCAGAGCUGCACUGCAAUCACACCAACUUCCGUACGGACUUCCCACGCCCCGACAUGGUUGUCAGUUGCUUGGCUGAUGGAGUACAAGUGGAGAUCCAUAUAACCGAGCCAGGUUUCAACGGCGUACUGUAUGUGAAGGGACACAGCAAGGAUGAGGAAUGCCGUCGAGUUGUCAAUUUGGCUGGUGAAACGGUGCCACGUACCGAACUCUUCCGCGUACACUUUGGCAGUUGUGGCAUGCAAGCCGUUAAGGAUGUGGCCAGCUUCGUCCUGGUCAUACAGAAGCACCCCAAGCUGGUUACCUACAAGGCGCAGGCCUACAACAUCAAGUGCGUCUACCAGACCGGCGAGAAGAACGUGACGCUAGGCUUCAACGUAUCCAUGCUGACAACAGCCGGCACAAUUGCCAAUACUGGACCACCGCCGAUCUGCCAAAUGCGAAUAAUUACCAAUGAAGGCGAGGAAAUCAAUUCUGCAGAGAUUGGCGACAAUCUACGCUUGCAAGUGGACGUUGAACCAGCCACUAUUUAUGGCGGAUUCGCGCGCUCCUGCAUAGCCAAGACAAUGGAGGAUAAUGUACAGAACGAAUACCUCGUAACCGAUGAGAAUGGCUGUGCCACGGACACAAGCAUCUUUGGCAACUGGGAAUACAAUCCGGAUACCAAUAGUCUGCUGGCCAGCUUCAAUGCCUUUAAAUUCCCCUCCAGUGACAACAUACGGUUCCAGUGCAACAUACGCGUUUGCUUCGGCAAAUGCCAGCCGGUCAACUGCGGCGGCUACAAUGCCUUUGGACGCAGACGUCGCUCCAUUGCGGACAACUCAAGCGAUACAACGGCAAUUGCCACAAGCACUGGCGUGGAGGGUCAGCUGCGUGAGGAGAUCACCAUCUCAUCCAAUGCCAUAUUGACAUUCGAGAAACGCAGCGGUCCAGGCCUGAAUGAUGCCAACAUCAAACCUGCGGCUCAGCGUGUUGAGGAUAUUUGCGUGUCCAUGGUGGGCUUGAUCAUAGCCUUGGUUAUCACGGCACUGCUGGCGCUUGUCGCCGUCGCCGUGGCCGUUUCCUGCUGGCUAAUGGCCUACAGAAGAAGACCCAAGACAUUGGCACCCUUGCCACAUCCUCCAGAGUUCCCCAAUCCGCUGUUCGCUAACCCGGACGCUGCGCCCGAACCAACACCGGACUAUAUCUCCUAAACUGUAAAGUAACUUAACACAGACAGAACAACAACAAAUACCCCUAGCUAUAAUUUUAGUUUGUAACAGAAGUAUUUGAGAUGCUCGUGCAAAAAGCUAGAAACGAAAUUAAAUUUCGCGCAACAAAUGCAAUGAAAUGACAGAAAGGAAAAGCAAAAGUACAGUUGUGAGCAGAAAAUGUAGUCGUCAGCGUUUAUGAAACACUGACGAAAAUAACAAAACGAAACAUUAAUAGAAAUUGUAAAAAGCAAAACGACAUGAAAGAAAUGCCACAAAGCGCAUUGCAAACAUUUAUUUAAUAACUUAAGAAAAUAAUUUUAUUAUUUUGUAUUAACAAUUUAGUAUUUUUCCUUACUAAUAUGAGAAUUUUGCGUAGUUGCCAAGCAAUAGAAAUUUUUUAAAGGCCACCAUAGAAUUUUCAAUUAACGAAACUGCCAAAAGUGAAACAGAAACAAUGCAAUGAUGCAGAGAGAAUAUUUAGAUUUUAAAGUGCAGCUACAAACGAAUUCUCGUCCUCUAACGACAACUUCUUCAUUAGUCGAGUGUAAUUACAUAAUGAUAUUUUGUUAUAUACAUACAUAUACAUAUAUAAAUAUAUAGAACUAAAGAUUUCCUAUAAAUGUUUAGGGUGUGGGUAGUAGCAACGACACUUUGUAUUAUAGCACAAAAUACACACACAAAUAUACGCGCGCACACACACACACAAAUACCCCACUACUAUUUCGAGUGUUAUUUAGGACAUCAACUCGCCUUUAAAAUUAAAAACUGCCUUACCUUUCCAACACACAUACACGAAACGAACAAUGCACCCAUAAGAAUACUCUUUAGCAGUACGUAAACUUGAAAUGGAACAGCGUAUAGCCACAGCAGACAUAAAUAUAAACACAAGACAAUAUCUCAACGAUUGUCUUACAUAGUUUAUAUAGAGGAUCAAAAGUUUUACACACACACACACACAGAGAGAGAGAUAGAUCACAAAUAAAAUCAUGCUCAAGGUUAGAAGCUGCUCCUAAAAAAUUAAAUAAUAAAAUUACAUUAUAUAAAUGUAAAAUGAAAAUGCAAAAUGAAAAAAAAAAAAAAAACUGCCACUGAGGCGUUCACAGCGCACAAAAGAUUAAUGAAUAGGAGAAGAAAAGUAUGUAAGGUUUGUUUUAAUUUUAAAUGCAAAACAACGACUAAUGGAGGAUUUGAACUAUGACUAUGACUAUAACUCUACUUACUACUACUACUACUACUACUACUAUGAUUAACCAAUUAUUUUUGUAGUUUUUUAGUCAAUUAAUAUUAAAUUGUUGUGAUUGUUUUAAAAUGCAAAUGAAAUACUUCCACUAACUGACUAGUACAGCAAGUGUUAAAAAAAAAAAGGCAACGAAUCGGCGAGUUUUCUUCCCCCGCAGCCAGCCAAGCGCAGAGCGCAGCUGUUAACGCGCUUGAAGCUAUGCAGCGAAAUUUUUGCUUCUCGCGCCUGUUCACAGUGCACCACUGUUGCUUGGGGGCAUGCGAGCAGUCGCCGCUAUAUUUUAAUUAUUCAAAAUGAAGUUUUUAAUUAAUAUUAUUAAACAUAAACGAAAUGUAUAGUCACUACUUUAAGCCGAACAAUUUUUUUUUCAUAGUGGAAAUACCAUGAAAACUCGCACACACGUACACCAACACAUCAAUACAGACAGAAAGAGACCAAUUGUAAAUAA
Molecule: messenger RNA, 58248 nt
Organism: Drosophila mojavensis
Lineage: Eukaryota; Metazoa; Arthropoda; Insecta; Diptera; Drosophilidae
Gene: dpy
Exons: 75
Coding region: 833-56560 (18575 amino acids)
Molecular function (GO): calcium ion binding
Source: RefSeq, a predicted model, not a curated record